AUGUUGCUGUUCUCAAUAUGGAGUGCAAUAUUGCUACUGACUCCUCUAGAGGCUGCGGAGGAGGACGAUGUCAGAGCAGGUAAACUUCAUGCACUCCUUACAAAGUGCAAUAAAACCACAGCAAAUCGAUGACGAUUAAAUAGUAUCAGAAAUUUUUCUGUACUCUCAAACACUUUGAGUGCAUGUGCAUCCAUUUAGAAAAUUAGGAAUAAAGUGAUCUGACCUAUUGGAUCCAAGCUUUAACUGAAUAUAUGUAUUGGUGACUCAAACAUCUUUGCAUUUGCAGGCUGCAGCACGUCUGUUAAUGAUCUGGUCUAUAUUGUUGAUGGCUCUUGGAGUGUUGGAGUCCCUGACUUUGAAACAGCCAAGCAGUGGCUUAUAAACAUCACCAGCCAAUUUGACAUCAGUUCCUACUACACACAGGUAAUAAGACUUCAUUAUUCUGAACAUGCUGAGUACAAAGGGACUUGGGAUUCUGUUCUGAGCAGCAGUCCAGCACUUCUGAUUUUUUCAUCCAAUUAAUUAUGGGUUACGGUUUUAAAUGCAGUCAUUUCAAGAUUAAAGCAUUCGUCAUUCAGGCCUUACUCUUAUGUUAGAUUUAAUGUGUCUGCUGCAGGUUGCUGUGGUCCAGUACAGUGAGACUCCUCGUCUAGAGAUCCCUCUGGGUAAACAUCAGAGUGCGGCAAUGCUCAUCCAGGGCAUUCAGGGCAUCACCUACCUGGGAGGAAACACACAGGUCAGACAACAUGAACUAACAGCUUCAUAUCCACUCUUGUCAGUACCUGUUGCCUUUAGAAAAAAUGUUGCUAAUGUAAUUUUGAAUCAGUUUUGCUGUUGCUUACUCUUUUUACCAGCUUAAAAUGGGUGCACAUGCUGACUGUCCGCUAGCAAGCUCACAAGCUAGGUGGUGCUAAUUUUGUGACUUCUAUUCCCACAUUUCAUUUUAAGGUUGUUUAAUAAUAGAGAAAGAGCUUUCCAUUGGAUAAAAGAGAUAAUUGUAGCGCAUAUGUGCUUGCUAACUGCUGCUGACAAGUAGUCCAAGUUUACAAGCAGCUACAAGCUGUUAGCUGGUUAGCUAAGCAGUACAGGCAGUUAAAUGUGAUAACUCCAUGUCUGUUGGAGAAUAAGGGGGGUAUACUUGGAGAACAGUCAUUUUACAUAGUUUAAAAAUGAACACAUUUGUAUUUAAAGGUGAAUUAGCUCAAAUUAUUUCUGACUUGUUGAAAAGAAAAGCUAAAUAACGCGUUUUUAUUGGGUUGUGUUGGAAUUUCUCAGCCUUAAUGUGCUGUUUUAGACAUUUGAUUGAUGCAGCUUUAUUGGAUCACAAUGUAUUCAUAUUUAUUUAAUAUCACCACUUUGAAUGUCACAUGCGGCUGUGGGCAGGAGUUGUGGAGGACUAAAACAGAGUUUAUUCCAAAAAUUAACAGCAUACAUUUCUUGUAAAGCUGCAUGACUUUCAGUAGUCUGUCCAAAAACACAAACUAAUAAAGUCAGGCUGGCUAAGGCUGGUCCUCAAGAAAGAGACUACACUUAAUGUGAGUGCCAGCAGUUACAGGUGCAUCUGCAGCUGUAUGACCACACAGUGACACCACAAGCACAGCAAUGGUAAUUAAACAUGCAAUAAUGUAAGGUUUUAGCUUCUUCCUUUCUAAUGUGUGUUUUUUAACCGAAUAUUAAUUCUUUUAAAAUCCAUUUUGUACAUUAUUUUGGGCAGUUUAUUCUGCAGUUUUAUUAGCUAGUAUUUUUUCACAUGGGCAUUUGAAAACCAGUUUCCAGCUAUGACUACAUUUGCACUCUAAUAUGAUGUAGGCUGGUGAGCAUGGCAGCUAAUACUAUUCAUCACAUCAUCAUAACGCGCUCCACCUUGUGAUCACUGUUUUCUGACUGUUUUGCAGACUGGCAGGGCCAUCAGAUUUGCAGUGGACCACGUCUUCCCCUCCUCACAACGAGUCAGCCAGGUCAAGCAUCGCAUUGCUGUGGUAGUUACGGAUGGCAAAUCCCAGGACGAUGUGGUAAAUGUCACUUUGCUGUGUUACAUUAAAAAAAAAAAACUUCAAUGGAAAACAAGUCCAGUUUAUGUGGACAAAAAACCUUUGUUAAAAACCCAAAUAAAAAACAUUAAUAAGGUUGAUUUUCACCCAUGAUGCCUUUUUUUUAUGCUUCUUUAGGUGGAUGCCAGUAUGGAGGCUCGAGCUCAGGGCAUUACACUAUUUGCUGUUGGAGUCGGCAGUGAGAUCACCACCUCAGAGCUAAUAUCAAUUGCCAAUAGACCAUCAUCCACCUAUGUCCUGUAUGCUGAGGAUUACACCACCAUUGACCGUAUCCGGGACUCCAUGGAGCAAAAGCUCUGUGAAGGUCAGGAACCAAGCCAAUCUCUCUGUAAUCUUGCAUUUUCUCAUUUAUCCUCUCUGUUGUAUAGAAUCGAUGGAUGCUGCCGAUCCCAAAAAGACUUCGCCCAGUGUUGAUCUUACUUAGCUUUGUAUUCUUAGCUGUAACAUCCCCAAAACUGUUACUGCAAAAGUUAAUGUAGGCAAGACCUGUAUUUUCUAAUUCUUCUGUUAACUUGAAGUCCUGGUGAUAUAACUUAAACAUUAGAGGAUGUCACGUCCUCUUGACUACCUCAGCUGAUACUUGCUCCUUUUUUAUACAGCCUUUUACGAAUUGACCCUCUUCUUCCAACUUAGCCUUUAUUGCUUAUGUAUCUAUAUUGUUUACAUGGAGAAAUAUGGUCUUUUCAUAACCAUGUCAUGCUGCUGAGUUACUAUAAGUCAGGUGUUGUUUAUCACAGUAACUGUAUGUGAGGUAAACUCAGCCCACUAAAUGUGACAAUAACAGAUAUUGAGUUCAUUUUUGGUGUUUUAAUGAAAGUUACAGAUUAAUACUCUGACAGUUAUUUCAGAUGACCCAACAGUCCAAUUAGAGAAGUGAAAUAAAACGAUUAAACUGUCUGAUCCCUCUUUUCUCUUCAGAGUCUGUGUGUCCAACCCGAAUCCCGGUGGCAUCUCGUGAUGAGAAAGGCUUUGAGCUGAUGGUGGGCAUGAACAUUCAGACCAAGGCUGAGAAGAUCCCCGGCUCUCUAGUUUCUGAAGCAGCCUUCUCUCUGUCUAUCUCCACAGAUAUAACUGAGAAUACCAGGUACUGUCCAAAAAGCGUCACAGGAGCGUGGAUAAUGUGUACUGUGGAUUCAUCUACUUUAUCAGUUAUUGCUGUAUCUUUUCGCUCUUCUUAGAGAGAUUUUCCCUGAGGGCCUUCCCCCAUCCUACGUGUUUGUAGCCACAAUACGACUCAAGGGGUCAUCUAGCAAGAUGACCUUUGACCUCUGGAGAGUGCUGUCUAAGGAGAAGGAGAUCCAGGCUGCAGUGACACUAAGUGGAAAGGACGAAAGUGUCAUGUUCACGACCACCAGCAUAAGAGAAAAGGAGCAGAGGGUCAUCUUUAAGGACAACUUUGAGGUUGGUAUGAAGAUGUAGUUUUACAUCCAGUUUAUCUGUAUGGGAGUAAUUUCUCACCUGGUUAAGAGGCUUUAAGGGGGGCUAUGAUUCUGAGGUAGUAAAAUGCUCUCACAGAGGUUGAAAAAUGCUUGACUUCCCUCUUUAAUUAGUUUAUUCCUAAACAAUUACUGUUCCACUUAACACAGCUACAAAGACUUCAUUGUGCUUGCUAUAACAUCUCAGACUAACAAGCGUUGAAAAACAGCAAUUUUACAUAUAUAGACAUUUCUUUUCAUCACAUAUCUAUUUCAAACUUGUCUCUAUGAUAGGAUAUUAUCCGACAAGCAUUAAAAUUGUGCAUCGCCCUCUUCCCUGCAGUCCACAUUUCUUUAGAUUAAUCUGCCCUUUUAGAUCAAAGCAGCUGCUAGUUUAAUUUUGACUGUCUUUCCAAAUAAACUAAAAUCACUAAACUUUGGUUUAAGUCACUAAACCAAACCAAAAUUAUUUGACAUAUGAGGAAUAAACAAAAAUUUAACUCUGGAUCACAUUUCGACUCUUUACUGUCAAGCCAAUGAACUUUAGCCGUGCAGUUCAGACUGUGGUUUUUCUUCUGACCACUGAGAUUAAAAAAUAUUCAGGAAGAGGGCAUUCAGAGGCUGAGUGGUUACGAUUCUGGCAUCAUGAUCUGUGUGAUUUGAACUGACAAAACUGUGCCAAUUUUUUUUUCUGCAUGUAGAAAGCAGUAAAAAUGUCAGUCAUUCAACUAGUUAAUCUGCAUGCCUGUUUUCCAUUAAAUCACCCAAUAGGACUGUAACAUACUGACAUGUAUAGAUGUUGAUAAAGUGAUUUUGUCCAAAAUAAGUGAACAAAAAUAACUUAACAUGGAUAUUUAAUUAAAGUUUAUCAUUAUUUUAAGUGUUAUUACAGCUAUGCAGAUUAAAGCCCUCCUGUGGAUGCAAUGACUGUGAUUAAGUCCUCAUCCAGCCACUGCGACGUCAAACUGAGCACACCAAAUGGAUCUAUGUCAGAAGUCUGUAUGUCUUCGGUAAAACUGAGUCACUGGUGUUGCUGAUCAGACUGUGAAUGUGUGAGGAGAUCAUAUCAUAUAGACAGGCAGGUAGGGAGUACUGGGACAGCUUCGAUCUGUAAUCUUAGAAACAGGUUGGUCACCAAGUGUUUGUACAGUCAGCGAUUUUAUCAGUAGUUGCGUUAGGUUUUGGUUUGUCUUUGUUAGACAUUGCAGUUUUCAAAUAACUGGCACUAGUGCCCUCAGUACCAACAUUGUGGCCUCUUUAGCUUCAUAUUCCUGUCAUACACCUUUUUUGAGAUGAUACCUUUUCAUGUGACACAUAGGACUCAUCAGGUCAGGACUUUCUUCCUCUUCUUAAAGUACUUGCAGCUCAUGUUUUUAAAUCACAACUCCAUCAUUCUCCUCCGAAAAAGAUAUAGACCAGUGACGCCAUGUUUGCUAUCAUGUCAUCUUGCUGCUUUUCUGUGUCAAACUGUGUAAACAUGUGAGUAAGGCUACUUUGCGAAAACUGUUGUAACACAUUUAUAUAAGAUGAUUGAUUUAUGCCAUUAUUGAUCAAUUUAUCAGUAUGUGAUGGUGAAUCCUGUAUUUUCAAGUGUUUUGAUUACACUACAUGCUGUAUCUUGCAUUUUUACAUCUGUAAUGACUUAAAAAGUUAAGUCCCCUCACAUGAGAGUCUUUCUGGCAUGCCCCCUAGUGGUCAAAACUCAUAUGAUCGAGGUUUAAUAAUAACAUAUGUACAGCUGCUUUAAAUUGCACCAUAAAUAAUGUACUCUGAAUCACAGCAGUUUAGAGCCACUAAGCUAACUGUUUUAUUUUGGCCUCUGAAAGAACAUAUUGUGUCUUUUCCAAUCUUGGCAUUUCCCUCAUGUUGGUGGCUGUGAAUGAACCUGACUGCCGUGAUUAACAUGGAGCCAAACCAGCAGUUAUUUAAAUAUCAUCCCCUGUUCAGUCCAAUACACAGCAGGAGCGGUGAAGUUGUAAUGUGAUUUAGGCCAGGAGGAGGCUCAAAGAAAAUGUUUCCUCCUCUUAACCACUGCAUUUCCCCUGAGGAAACCAGCCCAUAGAUGAGUGGCUCCUUCAAUGUCAGCACACACUAAUAAUACAUCCUGUUAGACAUGCCAGGUUGUAUUUUCCGAAGGGCGCCCACUACCCUCCAUCCCAACAGUCAGCUUGGCUUAAGAAAGACGCAUCAGACAGGGUUGUAAUUUUGUUCAAUUUGUGUUUGCACUUGUAGUGAUUUGAUUUGGUUUGAUGUGGCACAAGGUAGGAGCCUGUGAUUUGUCAUGUAGAAAGGAUGGCUGUGGCUGAAUGAAACAAUAGCUGCUCUGUGUCUCUCUCCCUUCCGUACAGUUUGAGCCGUCAGAAAAAUAUUCUGAUGGAAAGCAGGGGAAGCUCUUGGUCUUAAACCUUACAGGACUGAACUAUUUCUGUAGCAUUGAAGAAACCUACUUUUUGGCUGUACUGACUGAAUCUGAUUAGUAGGUAAAUGGCUGCCAACAGAAAAAGAAGUUUGAUUGGAAGAUGUGUGACAAGUUAAUAAAUGUUUUAACAUCCGUUUUGGCCAUAGACUGUAUAUAGAAUGGACAGAGUCUGCCUCCUUGCUAGGUGAAGCAAAGCUUAUAGGGCUGUGGACCAACUUUAGAAAUUUUUUACACAGAACAUAAUUUUUCUCCCCUCUGGUUGUGAUGUUGACAUAUAGUUAUUGUAAGACUGGUUUGUGCCCAAGUCCUCUUUUUUCUGUGAAGCUUUUUUUUUUUUCAAGUUAUUUGAGGGUUCAUGUUUUCUAUGAUUGACACCUGAUACAGCCUAUGGGCGUUCAGGGAUUGCGUAGCUCUCCCGGGGGAUACGCUGUUUGAACCAAGCGUCAUCCCGGAAAUACCGAGAGCUAUUUGGCUUCAAAUCCGUAUACAGGCAGUAGGUGGAACCAAGUUGUCCAUAGCAUAUGCAGUCUAUGGUUUUGGCUCACAGCACCAAAGUAGAACAAAGACACAGUAUGUUUUAGUCUUCAUAGACAAACUGCCAGGGAAUUCAUCUGCUUUAGUGAUAACCAUGUUGUUUCUUUCUCUCAGCCCCUGUAUGACGGAAAGUGGCAUCAGCUCAAACUGUUGGUGAGGCCAAGUCAGGUCACCAGUUUCCUUGAUGAUGAACCGAUGCAGGAAGUGAUGUUGGAACCAGUGGAACCCAUUUACAUCAACGGGGAGACACAGGUGGCCAAGAGACGAGGAACAGACGUCACUGUACCUGUGAGUAACAACAAUAACACAGUGACUCACAAACAAUCCUGAAAAUGGAAGAAAAUCUCAAGUAUAUUUAGUACCUCAAAUACUAAAGACCCCUGUGCAUGGCUGUAAUGCACAAUAAACAACAUAAUUUUUCUGUAGCAGCCCUUAUUGUGAAACACCAAUAAAGAUAUAAUGCUUACAUAAACAAGAGCUUGUAAAACAUGUUUUCCUUCACCCAAUAAUCCUUUUACAACCCCAAUUCUCAACAGAUGAUAUCAAUGUAGCAGAUUUUAAAUAUGCAAAUCAUUAAUUUGCAACAGGUUAGAAGCAUGACUGGGAAGUUAAGGGCAUUACAAAGAGGGUUAGUCUCUCAGAGGCACUGGAAUGAAGAUACACAAUACUUUCUGAGAGACUGUGAGAGGAAAGAGUUUAACCGUUUCAGAAUAAUGGGGAUUUGAUCAUCUGCUGUACUUGAUAUUACCAAAGAAACGGGAAAAUGGGGGUAAACCAUGACUGGAUGGCUGUGAUCUUUGGGCCCUAGAGCAGCACCUCAUUAAAACAUCUAUGACUCUGAAGUGGUCACUGCAUGGGCUCUAAUCAUUUCUAAAAACAAAUGUUCUGUACAUGCACAAAUAUAAAUCCAAACUGUACAAUGGAGAGAAGAAACCAUAUAAACAUGAUUCAGAAAUGACUACUCUUACCUUUCCUUUUUUCCUUUUCUUUUUUUUCUCUUCCAGAUUGAAAUUCAAAAGCUGCGUUUGUACUGUGACCCUCACCAGAGUGAAAGAGAAACAGCUUGUGAGAUCUACUCAGUGGUAAGAUUACCACUGUUACCUGUUAGUGGUCAUAUCUAAUUAUUAUUAAUCAAUUAUUUAAACCCUUCUUUUUUUCUCUUAUUCUGUUUUCUGUACUAUACAGGAUGAUGAAAGGGUAAGUGCUCUUUCUAUCAUAUCUAUCAGCCUCUGAGAUAAUGCAAAGGCAGUCAGAGCAUAACUCAAGUAGCAGUUACUCACUUUAAAGCAUUACUUAUGUUAAUCACUGAUGGGGCAAAGUGCUUUAUUGUGACUUUUGGUGAUUAAAUUUCAUUUUAAAAGCCCCAAAUCAAGUGUCAAUGCCUCAAUCUGUAAGUUUUUGUGCCAGGUUUGGCUCCCUUAAAUUUAAAAAAGGAAAGACUUUAAAGAAGGAACAAAAUACAAAGAAAAUAGUGGGGUUAAAAAAACAACAAAAGGAGAAGAAAAACCAAAGGGGAGGAUCUUUCUUUCAGGAAGUGGAUGUCACGCAUACAAAACACACCGACCAAAUCCCAGUGUAUACAAAUUAUGAGGCAUCAAUAAUGUUAACAGGAAAUUUGUAAACAGUGAAACUUGCUUCGUGUUGCAGACACUUUGUUUCUGUUUCUCCAGUGCCCUCUGAAUCGAACAGCAACAACAGAGGAGGAGGACUGCAACUGUGUGGUCGGACCACCGGGACAGCGUGGUCUGCCAGGACGCAUGGUAACACACGCACACACUCUUUCACUUUUCAGAACCAUUCGCCAUAAAACAUGUCUCAUGCCCUUCUGAUGAUUCUGCAUCAUUACUGUAAAGCCUCAUCCCGCAUUUGGUGAAUAAAAACAUCACAUCCCAUAUUGAGGUUCUACGCAAACUAGCAGCUCUGUAUGAAAUAAUCCAUGGUGGUGCAUGCUGCAUGGAAAAAGGAGGACAACCGCAACAUGCAAAUUGCAAACUAGUAGACUACUUACUGUGUAUUUAAUGUGGAAUUGAUGCAUUUUACCAAAAAUAUACAUUCUUAGACCUCAGAUUCUGCCAUCUACUAAUGACCUCUAAUUACUUCUAGUUGUGGGGAAUCUAUCCUAAUGAGACACAGACAGAGUAUUAUUAUCCAUUUCUUACUGAAGGAGCUACCAUGUCUUACAGAACUGGAAAAAAGUUGGUUGAUUCAGACCUGGUAGAAUCUCAUAUUUAUUGGUGUUUAGUUUCUUUCUAAACACCAAUUAGGCCAUGAACAGUUUCAUAUGUGGUGCUGACAUUCAGUUCAUCAUAAACGGUUGGCUUUCUGGAAAACAUGAUGCAGUCGGUGUUGAUCAAUGGCUAGAGCUGUCUGAUUUUGUGCAUGUCAUUCCGAAUCAUUCAGAUGACCAAGGUAUGAAUAAUGAUGUCCUGCUUUAAAGACAAUUUGAGGAAAAUAACACAUAAUAAUCUUGCAAAUGGAUAACCCAGCUUUUAAAGUUAUAAAACAUUACUUUCAGUUACAGCAAUCGUACACACCCUGACGCAAUCAUAAGGUGGAUUAUAUUAACAAACUUUGACUAUAAGUUCCUUCAUCCUUCUGCAGUACAACUCUUACUUAAAGCUAUGCUGUGAUAUUAAUAAUAAUAAUAAUAAUGCAUCAGAUUUCAUAUAGCGCUUUAUCAGAGACCCUCAAAGCGCUUUACAUUGGAUACAUCAUUCAUUCGCUCACACAGUCACACUUUGGUGGUGGUGGAAACGUGGCUGCCAUUCUGCGCCUACGGCCUCUCCGCCACCACCACACAACACUCACAAUCAUACACCAGUGGAGGACACACACUGGGAGCAAGGUGGGUUAAGUGUCUUGCCCAAGGAGGGGGGGAAUCGAACCGCCAACCUUCCGGUUAUUGGACGACCGCUCUACCUCCUGAGCUACUGCCGCCCCGGCAGUAACUUAAAACUUAAAGCUCCUGUAAGAAGUGUACAGCUGGUAAUAAAACUGACUAAAAUAUUAUGCUAAUGUUUUUGUUUGAUCGACAAAUAUAUAAGACAACAUGAGGAAGUAAUUGAUUAUUUUUAUAUUGUUAUAAUUUAUGCUUGUUUAUGCUGAGGUGGGGUAGGUGUCAGAUUAAGAGAUUAAUGGCGACUGCUCGGAAGAUUUUAUCGAUAAAUUCCACUUAAAAUAUUUUUAUUGAGUGAAAUUUCAAGGAGAGGUGGAUGAGAUUUAUUUAUUUUUUCCUGAAACCUAUAAACUCACUUGGGCUGAACAAGAAAUGGCUUUGUCCACAGGGGCGCCAAAAUCAGCUUUAACCAAAAGUCUCCUACAGGAGCUUUAAUGAUAUGCCAAAGCCUAUAACUCUGGUGUCAUGAUGGAUGAAUUUUUGCCACAGGGUUUCCGAGGGGAGAAAGGAAGGGAGGGGCCACCAGGACCUGAUGGUAAGCCUGUAAGUGCUAAUCGCUUUCCUCAUUACUUUAUUUCUUUUAACACUUUACCAGUCUUUAUUAGACAGGUUAUCCUGAUUGAAUCCUUGUUUCUUAUAUCUGUCUUCAGGGUAAAGAGGGCAAACCUGGGGUACUUGGCCCUCCUGGAUUACCAGGACAGAAGGUAAAGUACUGUUGUGUUUAAUCACCUUCCAAAAGCAAGUCCAGAUCAUUUCUUGCAUAAACAAAGUUAUGUCAGCAUGUCAUAGCAAGACACAAGGAAGUUUUAACUUUGAAGGUUGACGUUUCUGUGUUUUCUUACAACCCUUAUAUUAAGCAUCAAAAAAUAUAGUUUGAGUACCAAGGAUAUAAAACAUAAACAUGCAUGUUUUUAUAUUAAAAACUAUGAGAAUUGGUCCAUAACUGAGUAAACAUUGAUAGGUUGAUCACAACACAAGCCAAUCUAGUACAACCAACCACCAUGUUUAAAUCCUACAGGAAAGGUUAAACAAAAUUAUAGUAAAUAAGGGUCAACAAAAGCUCUCACAAAAAUUGAAAAUGAAAAGAAAAACUCAGACAAGUGGACCAAGAUUGAGCUCCAGGCUUCGCUGAGUGUUUUUGUGAUGGAGAAGACAUAAAGCAAUUUUGACUCAGCAAAGCAAAAAAAAUCUUUGAAAGUAACUCCUGCAAACAUACGACACUGAGGGAUCGAACACAUAACAGUGAGGUGAGAAUUUGGAAAAACUUAAAGACCACAACAACCAAAGUGAGUCUAAAUAUUGCGCCAUCCGUGGCAUAUGCUGGUGAUGCGGGCACAAAGGAUUCAACAGUGAGACUCAUUCUAAUUAAUGUUGUGUUGAAUACAUUUUUUUAAGCAACUGUCAGCCAGCUUUAAGGUUCUUAUCAGUCAUCACUGUGGUGGUGCAGACAAAAAAAGUUCCCAUGGUGUUUAGUUCUCAGGUAUAGUCCCUCUUUAUCUAGUCCCCAGAACUGUCAGGUCUAACAAAACACCUCCUGUAUUUUUUCUCAUUCUCAUCUUUCAUGAUUCCUAUUAGUGAGAUUCCUCCAAUAUGGCUGUGUCUGCUGUUAUGUAUAUGACACCCAGUUUGAAAAACGUGAUGUAAAUCUUAUGAAGCUGAUUCACAGUAAAACACUUUUUGAUAGGGUGAAGUUGGCCCUGAAGGACCAAAGGGGGACCCUGGACCAAAAGGCCUGAUGGUAAGUCUGUAAGGAUGUCUAAGUGUUGUGUGUUUUAUGAUCUACUGCCAGCACUGACAGUAUCUCCUUCUGCUGUUAAUACUCAGGGGGAGAGAGGGGAGCUAGGUUUACAGGGAGAACCAGGACCCCCAGGACUUAAGGUGGGACUGUGCUGUACUGACAUUUUCUUUGUUUCUCAUCUGCUCCACAUUUUAAACAACGGUAAUGAGAAAUAUCAGAAAGAUCUGACCAUUUAAAUGAACCAUAAGGAAGUGAUCAGCCAAAGUAACAAAUGAUGGUGCAAGAGAUGAGUUACCUGAUAUGCUAUGAGAAGCCUGUACAACAUAGAAAACCAGUUGUUCAUAUGUACUUUUAAAGUUUGGGUACUUUUGACACCACCACAAAAUAACAGCACAUUUCUAUCCAUGCAGGGUCUUCCUGGUGAGAGAGGGGAGUCAGGGCCUCCAGGAGAAAGUGGACCAAUGGUAAGAUCCUUUUCCUCUUGUCAGUCAUGUGUCUCCAGUAUGAUUUAACCAAUCUAAGUGAUGUGGCAGGACUGGAGGUGUCUGUUCAUGAAAAUAAAACACCAUGCUUGAUAAAACAACAUAACCAUGCCGACCAGAGCUAAGGUAAACAAUCUCGCUCCAUAUAAACAGAGGUAAAGAGAUUAACUCCUGAGUUUUGGAGGUUUGGCUUCCUCUGUGCACAUGUGAGUGUGUUUGGAUUUUCCUCCUGUCACAGCAAUGUCUGCAGUGUUUGGCAGCACCAUGUUUGAAGUGAAACAGGUAAUUACUGUAAUGGUGUUGAAUCUGGCUGCUGCUGUUCCACGUUGUUUCUCAGUGUGUGUUUAUUGCCUGACCAGGGGGAGCCAGGAGAACCAGGCAGCAGCGGACAGGUUGGGCCACCAGGACUAAAGGUCAGUGCAGACUGUAGCUCCUAAAGAUGGGGAAUUAAAGACGCCCAGACUCUCUCUAGUAUUGAUAUUUUUUUAUUCAUCAUUCAUUUUUAUAUUCAUUCUCUUCGAUUACAUCCUUGAUUCCUAAGUAUUCAUACACUUUCCAUCCUUUUUCUUGGGACAGCUGUCAGCAGGAUGUCUAAAAUAAGUUUAAUACGCUGGGAGUGACUUUUGUCUCAGUUUUCAGACUUAGCAAGGAUGCCGUCUUACCCCCUUUCCCACACUUCAGACUUGAAACCAGACAUUUGAUAAGCUUUGUUCGUCAUGCUCUUCUUAUUAGCUAUGAUAGCGCUGCCUGCACAAGCCCAGAACAUCACCACCUGAGAGAAUGACUCAGACGUACAGCUCAGAUUUCCUCCACAAAACUAACAAUAGCUGUGCUAAAUAUACAACACAGUCUCAUGGUAUUUAAACAAUAGAUAAUGUGCUUUGCAAGGCAAUUAUUAAUCAAUAAACAUCAUGUAGGAGGCUUUGUACACAUCAAUACAGGUGGAUUGUGGGAAUUCAAAUCAAUUCAAUCUAGUUAAUGAAUUAUUAAACUGCUAUUACUCAUGUCUGAAUAAGAGAGGAUUGAACAGCUACAUAUAAAUGAAUAAAAACGUGUUAGACUCACAUCAGUAAUGCUAAGAUAAAAAAGUGGGCAGCAAAACAUGCACAUUUCCAAAAAAUAGACAACAAAAAGCAAUGUACUAUGAGCUUUUUGUUCUGUGGAAAGUCUGUAGGAAUCUAUGCUCUCAAAUGUGACGUAAGUACACAACACCAAACUGAGAAAUCCCAGACCUGUUGCAGGGACACCUCUUAGAAAGAGUGCUGUGUACAACCUAGCCUAGUUCAUGGCAAUCAAGCUGAGGGAUGUUAGAGCAGUGAUGGUGGAAAAAAAAAAAACCAAGAACAUAAAGCAUUUAUUAUACAACUUUUCAUCUUAUGCAAAAGAAAAACAAAAUAUGAUGCAGUCUGAAUCUUUUCCAUGCUUGGCACUAAAAGUAACGCACAGAAAAAGACAGAUUAAACAGGUAUAAGGUCAGCACAUAAAUCUGAAAUCUACCCCAGGUAAAUGAAGUCAACACCAUGUACUACAAACACUGUAUGGGACGUUCCCUCGUGGUGACUUAAAGAGAACAAGUUUGCUAAAUGAAAGAGCACAUGUACACACAUCUGCAGGCAUGUGAGCACGCCCACCAGCUACAAGUGUACGACGCUAUUUUGAGCCUCCUCUGAACUUCUUUGAGUGUUGUACCAGUUUGAGUCACAGCCCAGCUCAGUAAUUUGGGACUCUUCCUGUUAUCACAAUAAACUACUUUCCCCAAGAAUCUGGAGUCACUCCACACCAACCGAAGGGUGGUGGUCCACAGUGGUGAGGUUGAAACUGCGCACAGUUGGUGUCCAUAUGUGGACGGGGGCGGUGGGGGUGUGUGGUAACUGUGUUUUAGAAAUACAGCUAGCAGCUUACAGUUGACGUACUUUUGAAUAACACAAACUCCAACCAGCUGAUAACCACAAACCAAACCAAACCAAACCAAACCAAACCAAACCAAGGAGUGUCCCCUGAGGUUUACACAUCCUACUAAUCUUCCUCAGAAGCAUUCUGAUCAUGUAGAUUUAACAUUGUUAUCUGUCACCCCAGUCUAUGAUGGUAAUUAUGGAACACAGAGCAGGUAUGGGCAGGUCUGUCUAUGAUGUUUACUGUUAAAGCAGAGGAGGAAAUCUUAGUUUUAUGACAUAAUCCCAACCUAGAGACAUAAACCGAGGCUAAACUUAGCAUCUGCUCAGUUUAAUAAGCCAAGUUGUGUAAAAAAAGAAACCUCUGUUCAUUACAGUUUACAGCAGGAUGAAAUGCUAGCCUGGUAACAUGACUGAAUUCUCCAUACUGAUAUUCUUUGUCUGUAUUCUGAAAUACUGAAAUAAAUGCCCUCUAAUUAACAAACUCCCUUACCAAUUAGACAUUUAUUUUGAUCGUGCAGGUUUUUACGAAUUUCGUAUUUUGGCAAACAUUUGUGUAGUCCAUUUUUUUACAUUAUCCAAAAAUUGUUCCCAAAAAAAUCUCAAAGCUGGAGUGUCUGGUUCUGAAAAAAUAUUGUUUGAACUGUGUGUAUGGUUUAUAUGAUUGCAACUAUAAAGCUUUGCUGCUGUGAUGAUUAACACCAUGGUAAUAUGCAAGAACAGCAACACAAAAAGUCAAUAUACAGGCUCCAGAGAUACUCUAUGAACAUUCCUGCUGUUGCACCUGAUAUUAGAAGAACAGGAUAGUAUUUGCUGCUUUGUUUCCAGUCAUCCAAAAAAAAAAAAAAAAAAAAAAUUACUUGGAAAAUGUUUUUGCCACAUCUGUUAGCAAACAUUCAUUUUUUAAUAUCCAGGAGACACACAGAAGCGUAAUCAAAAGGAAGUCCAAUAUUUACUCCCUUGAACUUCAGUUUCAACCACCAGCUCCUCAGCUAAAUAUCUGCCUCUGCAGCUGAUAAAUGUCCACCUGCUGGUUGCUAACUGUGAGUGUCUGCUCGUGGUGCUGACAGUGUAUCGCUCUGUUGGUGGAGCAUCAGAUUUAUAUCACUGAAAACAGCUGCGGCAGCUUCUCAAACAGCGAUAAGGGCGAACUAAAUGGCUGACAGACUGAACUGUCGUGCUGUGUAGUGUUGUAGAUAAUUCUCUGUGGUCUUGUCCCCAUCAGUAACACCUCUUAUGUACUUGUUUGGUCCAUUUCGUAUCAUAUACAUAAAGAUAAGUGGAGCUCUAAACAGAUUUGUAAUUUGUAACAAAGAAACCUUUAACUCCCAGAUGGUAAACUUAUCACAAGUUCUCGGAAAAAUCUGCUGUUGCCCUGACAGAUGCCACAAGACCAACAAACAGAAUUUCUUCAUGCAAUGUCAGGGAACAUUGAGCAUCCUAAUGAUUUACAGCCAUAAACAGAGCCCAGAAACCUGUGCAGUAACUUCUUCUUGUGUGUAUUGUAUUGUUUUGAUGUUGUCAUUAACUUGUCGGUUUUUACGUGAAAGGUGAAGUAAAUCACUGAUGUAAAAUACUUGGUCUUCUUGUAAGAGUCUUGGCAUUACUUUAAAGCUGAUUUUGGAUUUAUAGCAGACAUUUGGACCUAAGACAUUUUAAUAUCUGUCUUUCCCCUCUAAUUUCUCUCCUUCCUUUUACCAAACUGGCCAGUUAUAAAUCACAGAAGCAGACGUGUACUUGGCUGUAUUUGUUUGAAGUAUUUUUGGAUGGAAAUGUUAGUUUCCUGCUAAUAUUUGUUGAAGUCGGACACGGACAUUUACUCUGGAGAGAUGUGUAAAUAAACACACCAAGGGUGAGCUGAGAGCGUCACAGAUCCAACAAGGUUUUAAUUCAGCUCAGAAACAAACUGUAUCUUCCUCAAGUCACAGUGAUGACUUCAGGAGGACUUCUCUGCCUACAUGGCUCUAGCAGAGGCCAAUAUGAUGGACAUCUACUAAAAAAUAUCCUGAAUAAAUUACUCAGGCACUUGGAAAAUUAUUUUAAGUGCUCUUCUGGGUGAAGAUUUCUUUGGCAUUCAGCUAAGUCCACAACAUGCAGUUUUAGUGCUUAUGCAUAGCUCUUUCUAACAGCAGUGAAGAGGUCAACAAACCGGCUAAUCUCUUAGAUCUCUGACCUCAGGCAAGAACUCCUCUUCCUGAUGUCUUACACACUAGAAUUUCACCCUUUUAAGAACCCAAAAACCGAUGCCUGGUGAUCUCUCAGGCUGCGGCUUUGGGGAUAAAGAGAUCUGGUUAUAAGAAAAAAGCAGAGAGCAGUAUUGUGAUGUAUAGAGAUAAGGAUAUCUUGCAUAUCCAAGCCCCCUAACCAAAUAAAGAUCUCAAUUUCACCACAUCUGCAAAGAAACAGACAAGGGGCUCUUUUUUUGUGCCUCACUGGAGACGCGCCUAUGGCGCGGCGUAAGUCAGGUCCCAAGCACAAUUUGGUAUUUUGGUGAGCGGCGCAGCCCGGCAGAAGUAUCCCCCCACCCUAACUCAGUUCCUACCAGCGGCAUAAGUUGUAGCGAGGGAGGAGAGAGGGCAUGGAGUGGAUUUAAUGUAUGUCCAGGUCCAGCUGCGCGAGAAACAAGAGGAAGAGGAAGAAAGAAAAGGAGGGAGAUGAAUACAUAUCUUGUUCACUUCAUCAUUUGUCUAUCUAUUUACUAGAUAUUUAAUUUAAUUGAAUGUGGUUUCAGCUGUGUUGAUUCGGUCAGGUUGUGUGUCCAAGUGCGUGCCAAACGCGCUCAUCAGAUCAGAUAUAGAUCAGAGUAUAUGUUUAUAUAGAUCUAAAUGUAUGUGCUGACUCAGAUUUUAGUUGUUGUUGAUUAUUUAUUGCAUUUAAAUGUGCCUGACACUGUGGAAAUCUGCCGGUGAGGCAUCAGUGACGUAUACCGAUAUUCCGCAGGUCUACCAAAAUACCUCUAGACCAGCUGCAUUUCGCCCGCGCUGAAAGCUGACCAGGUUUGAAUUGGCGAGCUUUCAGCGCACUUUAUCCGCCGGUGGCGAGCACGAAAAUGUUACUCCACCUGCUGAUUCUGUCGACGACACCUCCCCCUGCCACGCCCAGCUUGGCGGACCUCGGUGCGCCUCAGUCCACGAAAACACCAAACUGGCUUUACGCCAGGCUCUGCCAGACGAAAAUACAACUGCGGAGGGUGGGUCCGCCACCCUCCGAGCUCUUUUUUUUACAUCAUACAAUUCUUUGUUGGUUUUUGAGGAGGAAUCAUGAAGCCUAAAGAUUCACUUUGACCCAUCUAGAAAACCACAAUGUAGACAUCGAGCUUUUUUUUUAUUACAGUACAUUUGUAAAUACUGCUGUUUAAGGCCAGGUCAAAAUUGAUUCCCAUACAGCUAAUAACCAGAGGAUUAAAACUCAUUGAUAAAAAAGUAUUAAAAAAAUAAUCCAGAUUGUAUCAGAGUCCAGUUUUCUCUGAGUGUGGUCGCCGCCUCGGGAAAGAUCUUCUGCUGACUGUGAAGAAUUUGCGCGCACCCAUCCAUGACAGCUCCAUUGAAUGUUAAUGAGGCCUAAACAGAGACAUGCUGUACAAGGCUUUAGGCUGUCAGCAUGGCCUUUAAUCACACACUCCCACACACAGACACACACAUAACAGGGCUCUCUUUAAGCAAAGAGCCAUACAUCAACCUUCAAACCAGUUUCACACUCAAGUCAGCAUGUUUGAAAUAAUCCGUUUUGUGUUACUUUUAGUCUCUCAUUAUCCCGCAGACUUCUCUGCAGACACACAGACAGAGGUUGUGGAUCACAUUUCACUCCUGUAAUUUCAGUUUUAACUGACACCUGCAUAAAGUCAUCUGAAAAGAUGUUUUAAUGUUUAGGACAGUAAGACGUUUUUAUGUGUUGAAAACCAAAUUAACAAGCAGAAGUGUGUUAUCAAAUCCAAACACAUAGAAGAGAGCGACAAGCCUUUGUUGCUUAAUUUGAUAGACAAUAGUGUCCUCCUUCAAAUAAGAGAGAAGCUCCUCCUUUCAGCUGGGCGUAUUUUUAACCUCCGGUGUUUGUAAUUUGGCAGCAAGUUCAGAGAGCUUCAAAAUACAUCUGUAAGUCAGAACGUCUCCAUCCUGCAGCCUGUUAGACCUUAAAAUUAUCAGUUUUUACCCACAAGUGCAGAUGAAACCGUCACUCCCUCAAGCAGAAUUCACAUGGUCCAGAGAAAACCAAUUGAAACAAAGAAAUGAAUUAAUGAACUGAACUUUCAUCCCAAAUAUGUUUGAGUUGGUUGCAGACAUUUAAAAUUCAUCAUAUCUUCCCUGCUGAACAUCUAAUCCAUCACCCAGAACACUGAGUUUAUUCCUGUUACGCAGGCUGAGCUGGAAUCUGCAAUAAAUGCACCACGGUCACAGAUCUCCUCCAUCUAGGGGCUGAGUCUGGACCCCAAACUGACUAAAAUAUGACUAAAACUUAAAAGCAUCUUGUUCCAAAGACUAAACCUGAGACAGUAGCUCAGGAGGUAGAGCGGUCGUCCAAUAACUGGGAGGUUGGCGGUUCGAUUCCCCCCUAUCCCAAGUCUGUCAAUUGUGUCCUUGGGCAAGACACUUAACCCACCUUGCUCCCAGUGUGUGUCCUCCACUGGUGUAUGAUUGUGAGUGUUGUGUGGUGGUGGUCGGAGAGGCCGUAGGUGCAAAAUGGCAGCCAUGUUUCUGUCAAUCUGCCCCAGGGCAGCUGUGACUACUAAGGUAGUUUACCACCACCAAAGUGUGACUGUGUGAGGGAAUGAAUGAUGUAUCCAGUGUAAAGCACUUUGAGGGUCUCUGAUAAAGCGCUAUAUGAAAUCUGAUGCAUUAUUAUUAUUAAUGCUGCAUUCCAGACGUUGGAGCUGCGAAUGAUGUUACACCCGAGUUGAUGGCGUUCUAGUAAACAAGUGGAAAAACCAAAAUGGAUACCAACUGUAAGCCAUUGUUAGCUGUUGUUAACAAUUGUCAGCUGUCGUUAGCUGUUUUCAGUUGUUGUUAGCUGUUGUUAGCUGUCAUCAGUUGUUGUUAGUUGUUGUUAGCUAUACCAGUUGUAAACAAUGCACAACACAGUAUUUUACUCUUACAAACACCGUAGCACUGUGUUCACAGUUAGACGUUGGGCAGUACAACAUAUACCGCUUAUUUCAUUUUAGAAAAACAAAACAGAUAAUAAAAAAACAUUACUGGAGCUUUCACUAUUUCUUUUUACGGUUGAUGCACUGCGCUGCCAUCUUGGAUCAUGACGUUGUCAUCAAGUCGUGGUUGGAGAGGAUUGUCUGACUUUUUGAGUCAGAAAUCUGACUUCAGGGGGGUGUUCCAGAUAAAUUUCUGACUCGGAGCUCAGAAAUCCCGACUUCUGAGUACAACUGGAACGCAGCAUUAGUUUUAUACAGAUGACAAAAUGAGCCCUAUUGCCCACAGGAGGUCCAAUUUGGUAUGACCUGAAAAAUCCACACAGGAGCUUUAAUUGGCUUGUGAUAAUAAAAAAAAAAGAGUAACAAGGCACAAACUAAUUUUUCACAAAACUUCAGAGCUCAUUAAAAUCAUUUGAAAAAUCUUGAGAUCUGUGGUGUUAUACUGUUCAAACCAGUCAGAAGCUGCAGUCAGUGUCACUGUAAUUCUCACUUAACUAAAAUGUAAAAGAUCAUUUUUUCCUUUUUUUCCCCCUUAUUUAAGACUUAAACUCUAGAAGAACUGUGCCACCACUUAACUUUUAAGUGCUUCCAUUACACCUCCCACUUUGCUGCUCGCUCAUAAUUGUAACAUGAUAAUUUAAGUUUUUAAUGAGCUUGUUAAUCAGAGUGAUCAUAGAGGUGUGUUUUGCACAUGGAAACAUCCCAAGGGGGACUGAAGCACACACACACACUCAUGCACUCACACACUCACACACAGGUUAUGCUAUUUUGGAUGGCUGAGUCUUCUAACAUGCUUUACGGAGAACUGACAUAAUUUGUGGUUAAAAUGAUUCAGAUAAAUACAGCUUUUCUAUAUUUGUUAUUGAGAGUGGGUAGCUGGCAGGUUUUCAAAUGCUCCAUAAAGCAGAAGCUGGGGAAAGAAAAAUGGUAAGAUCGGAGAGUAAAGCGGGCUGGGUUGUGUCCUUUUUUUAAAUCAGGGUUUCUCCAAUUACAUCUUAUAUUUUAUAAAGGAUUGAACCCCGAGUAAGGUGUUGAUAAAACAGAAUUUAAUAGUUAAAAAAAUCCUGCUAUCCUGGAUUAAGAAUAUGAUGGGUCAAAAAUGGACAGUCGUUUUUACCUACACCUAAACGUUCGUUUUUGAUGAUCUUGUUUUGCUCAUUUGAUGUAUAAAAACACACAAAUCAUAUUGAACACAACAGCCGGGUGAAUGAGCCACUUCAUCCAAAUUACACACAAACACAACAUCAAACACACCCACAAAACCAAACCUUAUCACUCACCUCUGAUCAUAGUUUACACUGGAGAUAGUUGUGGGUGUUUUGUGUUUGAUUUGGCUCUACCUGUAAGGAUAGAAUAAAUGGAAAUUUAGGUUGUGGCACUCUGAAAGAUGACAUUUAAGAUUUGAAAUGAGAGCACCUUCAUCCCCUUUUAUCUUGAGAUUGCACAGGACAUACAUCCAACAGUUUUAUAGGGACUAUUUCUCUGCUGAAAAGUAGUCAUUAGACACACCGACCUUUAAAUCUUUAAGGAGUUGUUGACAUGUUUGUGGAUUUGGCAGGCAGAAACUGUUAGUUUUUGCCAGUAAAAAGUUCAAGACCCAGGAGUUCAUGACCUGUAGAAUUCUUGACAGAGUUUCUGAGGGUAUUAAUAUCUUUGAACAGUGUGGCAAACUGGUUUUGAAAUACCUUGAAUGUGACUUUAAAACAUCUACAAUAACUCUCUGUGUACACAUAGAGGGGAAACUGUCAAUAAAGCAUCAACUUAGAUAAUAAUCCUAAGUGAUGAUUGUAAUAAUUACUUUUUUCCUUUCUCAUUUUUUCAUUUUAUCUCAGUCUCAUUUUCAAGCUAAUUGCUUUGUAAAAUUAUGAAUUCACGUGAAUUCACAACUUUUUCUAAAAAAAAAAAAAAAAUCUCAAAAUAUUCAACUUCAGUUUAAUCAAACUUUGACUUGAUCCUCAUGAAAUUACAACUGUUUUAUAAAUAAUCAUUCUCAGUCUCAUAAAGUUAUGUCUCUAUUCUGGUCAAAGAUGACUAAAAUCCUGUAAAAUUACAACUUCAUCCUGUUAAAUUAACCACUUCAUUCUCAUAAAAUUCUGGCUUCAUUUACGCAAAUUAACAACUUCUAACUGGUCAGUUUAUGAGGUUGUUUUUGAAGUUUACCAACUUUUUCAUCCUUAACUUCUGUCGUCUCAAUUAACAACUUUAAUCUCAUAAAAGUGUGUCUCAAUCCUCAUAAAUAUCUUACUUAUUUUUACCUAAAUUUACAACUUCCAUUUUUAUAAAUUAACAACUUUUUUUGUCGUGAGAUCAGGAUUCUUUCCUGGUUAAAUUACAACUUCAUCCGUGUCAGUUUAUGACUCUUUGCAUGGUGUUGUUUAGUAAAGCUUGAACUGGUCUGUUAAAAAAAAGUUGUUAAUCCACAAAAUGAGGCUACCAACUGUAACUCUCCUUGUAAUGUCAGCCCAGCUUUACUGGCCUCAAACCCAGAAAAAAUAAAACCAAAAAUAAAACUCUCUAUUUAGUUUGAUUCUUUGUCUAAGAUCUAUUUUGUCAUGGUAUUGUUCUGCUGGCUCUCUAUCUUUUAUUGUGGCUUCUUUCAGAUCCAUUUAUUCAAGAGUAGUUAAACUUAGACACAUCCAGCUGUUACAGCCUCUUUAGUCUGAAGUAGCAGAUUAGUCUGCUGACACGACUGUGUUUCUGCUCUUGGUUCUCUUGUCUUUUCGCUCUUAUUGUAGACGUCCAGAGAUUUAUGUCAUCUCCUCAUUUAUUGGGCCGUGGUGGGCGUCUUGGCUGUGUAAUUAUGGGGUCUGCUGCUCUUACGGGUUUAUGUGCGUAGUGUGGUGAGACACUUCAAAAGAAAACAGACGCAGAGGGAGCUAAUUCAGUUGUUUCCUCACUGCCAACAUACAGACCUCUGCUCUGAAAAUAUAUGAUGUGGGGACUGGGUAACUUCUGUGUGAGCAGAGAGCUCUAACAGAAAGAAAGACUUCAAACCUCAUGGUGUCAUAUUUGGAGCCUUGCAGAGCACAGAAGCAGGGCCAUUGUUAGACCACAGAUGAAGACCAGAUUCAACUCAAAGCAGGUGUAAGAACCAGACCAGGAGUAAACCCACUUUCAUUACACCGUAGGAUCUGAAUGUCUGAAAAUGUUGAAAUAUGGUUACAAUUUUUUCCCCAUUAAGAAUUUGAUAGUAUCUCCUUCCAUUAUAUAAAGUUAUUUUAGAGAUUGUAUUUUUAUAUUUUAAGUCACCAAAAGCACUAUCCUCAAAAUGACUGAACUUCUUAUAGCACUCCCAGGGUAGUCGCAGCCUUGUGUGGGUUCAGUUCCAUUAGGACAAAUGGAAACAAAUGAUUGAUGUCCUAAAACCUAAAUUGAUGAAGACUUUUACAUUAAAGCAGCAUUUAAAACAACAGAUGGGGUCUGAGCCCUGUGUAGCUCUGGUGAUUUAUUACAUUCUCCAGUUAAAAUUAUAACCGAUAUAUUACAUUAUGAUAAGAUAAAUAUAAUGCUGUCAUACAACACAAUAUGUUAUAUUGUGAUAUGACAGUACCGUAUGAUGUAGUACAAUGUGACAUGUUACAAUAUGUUGUGUUACAUGAUGGUACGUGCCAUUAUAUAACAAUACAUUAUGUAACAAUGUGUUAUAAUAUGAUACACCACAAUACUUAAUAUUAUAUAAUACAGUAAGAUUAGUUAUGCUACUUACAAUACAAUACUAAACAAUAUAAUACAAUAUAUAAUGAUGCAUAAUGUUAAAAUAGCAUAUGAUCAAUACAGUGCAAUUUGUUAUUUAAGAUACAGUACAUUACAGUGUGAUUUGAUAUCCAUUUGAUACAAUACAAUAUGAUACGAUACAAUGCAAUACAAUACGCCAUGUUACAAUAUGAUAUAAUAUGUAAUAAUUGGUUAUAAUAUGAGACAAUGCAAUACAAUACAGAACAGUAUGAUACAAUAAGUUAUGAUACAUUAUGGGAACUACUAUUUGAUGCAAUAUGAUUUGAUACAACAUGAUCAUUUAGGUAGGAUACAACACAAUGCGAUUUGAUACAAUAGAAAUCAAAACAGUGUAUUUUGUUAGAGCGUACAAUAAAUCAUAUUAUUUAUAUUCUGUACCCAUGUAAAUAUGACUCAUGAACUUAUCGCUUUCUUUUUGCUUAACUAAGUUUCUUUAUCCUUUAAUUUCUCUUUGUAUGUCUGUAUGCUGCUGUAAAUUUGGAAUUUCCCCUUGUGGGACUAUUAAAGAAACAUCUUAUCUUAUCUUGUCACGAUAUAGUAUGAUACACCUCAUUGUUACCUGGCAGAAAUUAGUUGUGUAUUUAUGUGCUUCAGCUGCUGAACUGCAUUUGCAAUUGUACUAAUAAAUAAAACUGUGAAAUAAUGACAUCACAUACCAAGAUGAACUCAAGCAAAUAAGUAACACAUAGUGCACAUCACUGCACUUGAAUACUGAAUAAGUGAGUCCACCAGCCCCAAAGCAGAAGUUUGCUGUAUGAUCGGUGAAAGCAAAAAAAACACACAGACUCUCUUUGCAGAUAUUUCUAUAAUUACCAAACAUGCAAGCUCUGCAGGGAACAUCCUAAAAACUCCUUCAAAUGAAUGGCUUCAAGUACCACAGUAUGUUUUACAGCUUGUUUCACAUGUAUAUUACCAUUGCCAGUGUGUUAAAGUGGUAAACAUUGGAACCUGCUCACAUACCACUUUAAUAUUAAGCAUUCAAAAUAACACAGUGACACGGCAGAAAGAGGUCAGUGGGAACAACCGAGAAGUGUAUAUUUUUACGUCUUGGAUUUGUUAAAGCUUAAUUUGUAGUUGUGUUGUGGCUUCAAAUUUGCUUGUUUGCUGCUGUUCCUUUUUCGUCUAACAAGCUGCCGACUUACUCCGCAGAAUCAGACCGCAAGACUCCCCACGCAAGCUGGUGUUCAUGCGUCACUGUCGCUGUUGCACAUCAACUCACAACAAGGCAAAUUAGCAGCCUAUCGCAGAACUUUCCCUUGUCUGUGGUUAUGUGAUGCAGAAAUCCAGCUCCCACACAGAGCACUUCGUGGACUAAUAAAUCUCAUGUGCAGUGAGGUCAAGGACAGAUAUGAUCACAUUAAUGUUUUGAUGGAUUGAGUUUAAAUGGUUUUUAAAUUGUAAAAUCUACUAAUGGAGAUUGUGAGAUGAACAUACUUCAAAACAGAGAAUGAACUGAUCUUGAGUUGAGGUGAUUUGUGAUUCAUUCUGUCCAACACUGCACAAGGGCCAUUGCCUGUAACAGUUUGUAUUUUAUACCUUUUUCCUUGACUUUCUCUUUUAGUAGGCCAUGUUAUUCUUUACUUUAUCUUCAAAUGCUUAAAUUCUGUAAAACUGGCUUAAAAAUAUUUGCUAGAUCUGACACGUCUGUUGUGUCCACAGGGUAAGAUGGGGGACCCUGGACUUCCUGGUGCUGCUGGACCUCAAGGUGCCAUGGUGAGUUGAUACUGACUGACAUUACAUCUGGAAGCUGUUGAAUGGUUGUUUUACUUCAACUUAAAUCAAAAGUACUGUAUUAGUUUAAUAGAGUCUGUCUGAUGGAUGACAGGUCUGGUGGCCUAUUUUUUAUAGCUACCCAUGUUCACACAUUACGUUUGUGACACAGUUUUUCUCAGCCGCCUCAUGUAUCUACUGUCUGAUUUAUUUUAAAAACAGUCUCAGUUGUUGAACAUCACAGGAUCUCUACAUCCUUCAUCCAUAUGCAGCUGUAGUUGUGCGUGAAAGCUGCUCUCAGUCAUGAGGGCUACACCAGCCUUACAGAUAAGUGGUGCUGUUCACUGUUGGGAACAUUUACUAGCUUUCAAAUACUCAACCUCUAAUACAAGAUGAACCCUUUUUUUCAGAUGGAAAAAAGCAUAUUUAGUUCAAUAUGGUAAAUAAGUGAGGACUUCCAACCCGUUCAGCAAUGUGCUGUUUAUAUGCAGAUGUGUUGCUCUGUCUAGUGAUAUCAGUGAUGUCUGUAAAUGUCUUCCUGCCAGCUUACAGUAGGGUUGAUAGUUGGAUGGACCCACUGGCCACACCUAACUUCCAAACACAUAUGCAACCUCCCUUUCACUGAUCACUUGUUGUCUCAAAGGCAUGUUCCAGUGUAUGUUUGUGUCAUGUCUGUAAAUAGUGCACAAUUUUUUUUUCUGUGGCAAAAGAAAGUGCAGAAAGAUUUAUCUGUAGAGUGCAUAUCUAAACCUAAAUGAGUGCCUGGGUUAGAGUCUCGCAAAAUUAGCUAAAUUAAGUGUCAGGGUAUGCCCUGCCUGCAGAAGAUGGCAGCAUACCUAGCGUCUUGUUUCUACUGGCAGUUUCUCACUCACAGGAUUAACAUCCAUAGUGCCUGGUACACCGACUGAAGAUUGAAACUCCUUCAACCCCACUUCAAAAAUUUUAUAUUUAUAUCUAAGAUUCUUUUCAAUAAGAUAGCAGUCCACAUGUUUUGUUACAUAAUUAUAACCUAAUGUGGAAGAACAUUUAUUCAAAACUUGCCCCUCCAGUCUGGUCAGUCUUUCACUCAUGCCUUUGGAAGUGGUUUAAGCCUGAUCUUCUGGGUAAAAGACCAUGACCUAACAGAAUCCCUCAUGCUUGUAUGUUGGUUGUACUGUGUACAAAGCAUCUCACUUUGUAGAUGACAAAAAAGAGCAUCUUGUGCAGCAAAUAUUACGAUGCAUUAACUAGAGAUGCUCGAUAGUGCAGCUGAUAGACUCAGAUUGCGGUAUUAAGCCUCAGACCAAAGUGCAGAGAAGAAGCCUUUCCGGAUGUGUCUUUUUUUUGCCUUUUCCUUAAUCAAAAACAGUCCGUGUAUCUCUCUCAUCAGAGCCACAGGCAACUUUGUAUAACAGGUAAUAUAUCAGAUAAACCAAACUGACCUCAGACAAAUGUUCCAACAGUAUUUGUGGAUGAAUACAAAUGUAAGUCUGUGUACCAGUGAGUCCCAAAGGUUGCUUAUCAUGAAAACAAGCCAAUGGGCUCCGCUUUAAAAUAUUCCACACACUGUUCUGCUUGUCUCUACUGCAAGUUUAAUAUGUUUUUAUAUCAAGCAGUGAAAAAGACCAAAAUAAAACAGGUUUAUUUACAUGGAAAAUUCCCAUUUGCAAGCUCAUGUCCUCAAGCAUCACAUGUCUUUGGAGAACCAAGACUGUGGAAUGUUACUCCAUGUUUAUGCACUCUUCAUGUUCACACUUUUACAUCCUGCCACUGUAAUUGUGAUGCUGGUAAAGUCAUAACCAUUACUCCCCGCAACCCUACACUCACACUUUAUAGGAAGCAGAGUGUGAAGCUAAGCACUCAUGCACUACAUGUAUCCACAUACCUCUCGGGGUCCUUAUUUUUCCUUUCCUCACUAAUUACACAGCCUUCAGUACUGAUAUCUAGACACCCUGUAACCUCUUAUUAACACACAGGGGAAACCCAUGUUAACAUAUGAACGCACAGACCACACAGUCAACUUUAACAGACAAGAUUGCGUGCAGAAACCCAGAACCCAAGUCCUUCGUAAUCAAGCUGAAAUUAACAUGAACCGCUCCGAGACAAGAGCUGUGGAUGCAGCUUUUAUUGUAAAUAGUUUUACCAUGCUACACUGUCCCAGUUGUAAUUGCCUUGUAACAGUAGUUGCAUUAAACUGUCUCCAUGUUCAUUUAAGGGUCUUUGUCUGUUACUGGAACUCAGACAUGAACAAGCGGACAUAUACAGAGUCACAAAGGCAGCAGUGAAAGACGGUCUAUAUAUAUUUUUGGAGACAGCUUUUGUCUUGAAGUGUUGUUUAGAUGCUGUUACAGAAAAGACAACAGAUGGAUACAAAUAACUACUUUGGGUACAAAAGCUGUUUCACUUAUCUUUGUCCUUCAUACAUAAAGAAAUCUUAUAUUUUUGUUCACACAAAACUCUCAAAUGAAGUCUUAUGCAGCGAGAACUAAAAAAACUAAUCUUGUGGUUUAUCCUACUUCGAGAUUUUACUUGUAUUUACAAACAGGUGAGUGAUUGUGAGGUAUUUAGCUUCCUGAAAAAUGCAACAGUUCCAACCUCAUGUCAUACGAGCCGAGUGUAAAAGGAAUGCAGAGAAAUAUCGAUACAAAAUGCUCCUUAAAAUGACAACAUGAAAAAGUUUAUGAACAUGAGACAAACCGACAUCUUUACAUGGUUUUAUUGAUCUGAGAUGCUGAUCAUAUAGGCUACAGUGAAAACAAUACGUAAACGGUCUACCUGUUCAGGUAGAAUGAGAAAGAAUUGGAUUUUCUCCAUAUUUUUUUUCUAUCUGUGUAUCAGCCAAUCACAGCUUUCAUACAGAUAGGGUCAGCCCCUGCCUCCUCACUCAGAUAAGAAUUUCUCUCUCUUCCUCACUCAGAGUUGCUCUGAGAUUGUUUCUAAAUCACUCUUAAGCUGGGACUCCUUUGCUCUGAGAUGGUUUGUCAGGCUAUUUGUGAACACGGGCCCCAGAGUCUUUCUGGGCAACAGUCGUGCGUCUUCUAAAAGUUGCGGAGGUCAAGAAAUCUAUCAGGCCAGCCAACAUUCUUGGUGAAAUCCUCCCAUCUCUCCCGUCACUCUCUGUGGUGUAGAUUUUAUUUUUGUUUUUAACUUGACACUCUUGUGGGACACCCUCAGACGCUGUGUCCAUAUAUAUUGUUAUGUAUCCGCUUGCGUAUUGUGGGCUCCAGCUCAUUACUAGUUUCUGUCCUUGGGUAGACAUGCGUUUUUCAGGCUAGACUGUGUUUUACUCAAAAAGAAGCAAAAGACCAGAUUUGAUGUUUUUGUCAUUUUAAGAUCAAACUUUCUUCCCUGUUUCUCUGGAGUUGUCCUCAGCAAACCUAAGAAAUGACAGCUUGAAUUUUAGAUCAAACUUUUUUCAUUAUCAGCAAAUAGUAGCGGUAGAGUGAAAAAGAUGCCCACUCACCCUCAAACACACACAAAAGAAAGAAACACCAAAUUGCAGCACUGACAACUAGAUUUUCACGAUCUGUGGUAUGUUUUAUGAAAACAUGCAGCUGCACGUGGCCAAUAUAAGAGUCUUGGUAUUUAACUGCAACGGGUGUUUGAUUAAAGUUUUAUGGUACACAUAUCUUAGGAUUUAAAGAUUUGUUUUAUGGUAGCGUGAUUCCAAUAGUGAUUGAAAAGGGAUUUCUCCUUGUAUUAGACCGUGUGGCGUCUCUUUAAUUCUCCCUCAGUUUAUACGGAGUUAAGCCUAGUUGAGAUUUGUGUCUGUCAUCUGUUCUCGAUGAGCUGUCCUGUUUUUGAGAGGAUUGCUUUUUGUUAAUAAUUACAUCGUCUUUAGUUCUGUGAGGAUUGCCUUUUUUCAUACCUCUAGCCCAUCAGGAUGUAACAGGAUUGAUUUUAAUAAAAAUGUUUGUAUGAAUAUUCGGCUUUCUAUCAGCAAAUAAUAAUAAAUAUUUCAUGGUCUGUUUUUACACAGGGCUUGUAAAGUCCUCCAAUCACUUCAAGUGCUUUUGCUCUUCAUGGCACAUUCACUCAUUCAUACACUGAUGACAACUGCUGCUAUAAGUGUCCAUAAGUAUUAAUCCAUAUGAUCUUUUGUGUGCACACACUGCACUCGGGAACAAUACGAAGUCCAGCAUCUUACCUGGUGUGACCUCUGCAUGGGGACUUAAACUACAACUCUGAAGUUAAUUAACUUCACUCAGCACUUUUUAGACACCCUCCUCCCUGCCUCCUCUAGUUCGUCUGUCAUCACACCCGUCCCUGUUCUGCCCUCUGCUCACCUGGAAGUGAAGUUAUGAUGGUGUUUCAGUAAUCAGGGCAGAUCUUGUAUCCUGCUGCUGAUAGAUGGAUGAGUCAGUCGAAUGUCACGAUGCAGGACCCGCUUUACUUAAUGUGUGUGUGAAUAUUUUUUUCUCAUUAAUCUAUUUUUUAUCUUUAGAAAACCCUCAUACUUUCAUUCAGAAUAACUUGAAAAUAUCCUCAAUGGUACCGGAAAAGCGACAGCUGUUAGAACAGGGUCAAUAGUUCAGACUUAAUCUCAUGAAAUUAGCUCUGGAGUAUUUUCUUCAACCUACUUUUGUCUCUUCUGACAUUAAAGUGUGGCAUUGAAUUACAUUUUUAGAGACAGAUAAAUCCAGAGAGGGUGGCAGAGAGUAAACAGGAUUUCUUUUGACGCCACCGACGAGGAAGCCCCGAUGUUCUUAUUAAAGCAAAGCCACCGUGUCAGACAUCUGCUGAUAACCGAAUCCAUCAGACUUAUUCAAACCUCGAAGAUUACACUUCAGUUACUUUAUCACACAUAGACACACAGCAAACUUAUCUGCAGUAGUAUCAUCAGUGCAGGUUCACAUCGUCUGACUCCAAAACACUUUUAUCCUUCAAUAUGAUCCAUUGGCAAUUACACUAAAGCAAGGGAGUCUUCAGCAGAAAGCCAUUUACCAAACCUAGAUCACAGCCUGACACAUGAUCCAUGACAUGACAGGGUGGAGCUGCAUAAUGUGCCCUUAUCUAUAUUUCCUCUAUGCAGGUAUAUCAUUACCAUCACAUGAGUUUACUUUGUGGUUUUGAAAUUGUGGAGAUUUACUUGGCAAAACACAAAAAUAGUAACAAACUCUGGGCUUUCUCUUGACUUGUCAACAAUCUAUAGGAUGUGAUUCUUAUUUUAAAGAAAGAUUGACGAUCUUUGGAGUAAGAAAAGUUAAGAUAAGAAGAACUUCAUUUAUCCCUGAGGGGGAAUUCAAUACAUUACUAAAAGAAAAAGUUCAGUUUCACUGUAACUUAGCAAGCCUGAACUUCAGACCAGCGGGAGUAAGUGUACUUUAGCUGGAGUUGUGUCUAUUUCAUUACAUUGGCUAUUUGAUUUGAGUCAGAGACACAUGUGUGAGUGAGCAAUGUUACACUGAAUUUAAACUUAACACACCAGAGCAUGAUAGCAUGAUAGCAUGAUGAAAGCAUGAUAAACUUGUCAGGCCUUUCUUGUGUUUUCUGCAGGGGAUUCGGGGACCUCCUGGAGAAGCAGGGCCAAAGGGACUACAGGUAACUUAAUCAUAAACUAACCAGUCAUUUAUUUGUGAAUUCAAAUACUUCUUAUUGUUUAAUUUGCUGUUUUGAAAUCUCUUUUCAGGGAGAAACAGGGUCACCCGGGCCUCAAGGACCAUCUGGGACAAAUGGACCAGUCAGUAUCAAACAUUUAAACAACUGCUCUUUUGCCAGAUUUCCAUAUGAUGAUAUGUUGUGUGAAAAUAACAAUUAAGAAAGCUUUCUAAAAGGUAUAUAUUUGAGAAAUCAUCAAUUAAUACUGAUAUUUCUUUUACAUUUAUGUGCCAUCUUACGUUUUAAAAACAAUAGUUAUUUUUUGUGAAUUUUUGAUGACUUCAUAGCUCCUGUGGCUAAAGUAGUUUAAUGUAAUGAGGACAUUUACAGAUUAGGUCUGAUAGAGUAUAAAACAGCAGGUAUUUAACUGGUGUAAAGCCCUUUUACUAGCCUGACCUUUUAAUUUCUACCUGACAGACUUUUGGAUCUGUAGCUCAAAGACUUUCCUAUGUGUCCAACAAAGACACUGAGAUUUUUUUGCAGGUAACAAACAGGAGUUAACAAUCCCUUCUGAUGCAUAAGUUAACUUUGUGGAUGUAGAAAACUUAAUUUGUGGGGAUUUACGCUGUACUGUUAACACACUAAGGUCUCUGGGAGAUCUAAUUAUAUUCAGAUCAUUGAAGAGAGCCUGACUCCCUUACCUGCUGACAAAGUCAAGUUUAAUUCAGUUUCUCAAGAAAACUGCCUAGGCUUGAAGUCAGGGUUUAAAGGGUCUAAAUCAGACACAGAAGGAUCCUAAAUCCAACUUUCUCAUCUUUUAUGGAGUAAUUACCAACAAAUUUCCAAUAAAGGUGAAAAAACACCAGGGAUCACCUGUCUUUUUAGUGUGAAGUAAACAGACACACAAGACGCCAAGUAACUGGGGAGAUUUGAUAUAUUUCACCCUGGGUCCUAUUCUCCCAUGUUUAUGUGUGAUUGGCUGAUGGGGAAGGAACAAUUUCUGCAGUUGGUCCAGUACUGAGAGCGGAAGUGAGCUUAAAUGUAGAUUGACAGGCAUCAUCAAACUGUGUCCACCCUGGACACAUCAACACCAACAGAGUUAGACAUCAACAGGUCCCAGUCAACACAACAAAGAUAUUCCUUCUUUGUGGGCAAACAGCACCCACAGGAACACCAUUAGUCUCCCAAGCUUUGUGGCCUUCCAGCAGCUGGUUCACCCUCCUCUGCCUCUCUCCUUGUUUGCUUGUUAACUUGAAGGUAUGGUUGAUAACAUAUCAAAAGACCUCAUCAGGCAUAUAGUCACCCAUGUUUCUAAACUUUGCUCCUUAACUGUUAUCAAAAAACUUCUGGUCCUCUCUGACUCUCUUGGUGUCACUCACUCACAUGCCUUAUGUUGUCUUCCUGCAACAAGUUAGAUCUUGCAAGAUGCCAGAAUGGCACUUCUCUGCAAACAAGAUCUGGUUGCACACAGACCAGCACAGGUGUUAGGUAGGGAAACCCUUGCCUUCCUGUUCUAGGAACCUGUAACAACAAUCUGAGCCUGAUUGCGGUGCAACAAAGCACUUGUAACAGAUGCAGUUUGAUGAUGUGCAGUUGCCGGACAGACUACAUUCUAACUCAUUUUUUGCCUACUGGCUACUCUGCUCUAUCUCAACACUGGACCAAUUUCAAAAAUUGUCCUUUCCAUCAGUCAAACUCUUGGUAAAAUAGGGUCAAGGCUGAAAAAUAUCAACGUUUUCACAUAUGCUGGUGUCAGCCCUCUUACCCAGCAUUAUCAUUAAAAGGUUAUUAUCAGUAAAAAAAGUUUGUGUCUUAUAGUUUGAGUCCUCACUGCUCAUUAGUCCAAGCUGAGUGAUGAGUCGAGUGGAGUCUGCCAAACAGUUGCAUCCCAACAAGCAGAAAUACUGAUUUAAAUGAAUUUUCUUGCACACUCUCAAGGUUACAGCAUUUUUCUAAUUGUUCCCUCUGUCACAAGGUGUCUGUUUCAGCUGUUUUUGUGUUUCUCUGUGAGGGAUUCAUUCUUGCAAUCUCUCCUUGAAAAGAAUUCCACACACAGCACCGCUCACAUUACCGUCUCUGCAGUCGGCUCAUAAUGAGAUCAUUAAUUUUGCCCAGACGCCGUAUGAGACCGUUUGGUUUAUUUAGCAAUGCCAUUAAGGUGCUGAGUGGCUGUUAAUUUAGAAUGAAAGUCAGAUGAGUGUGUGUGCUGGGUUAGAGCUGCACACACAGAAAGGGCACCCCCAUCUGGUAAACAAGAUUACACUCGACCAGAUGCAAUUAAAGAAGACAUUUGUGAGGACACAGGCCUCUAUGGUGAUCAUAGGGGGGCGGAUGUUUAUGUCUCUGCUGCCCUCUUGUGGAAGAAUAGACACAGUAGAGCUCCAUGGUUAGAGGAGAAUGAUGCUUAAAAAUACAUUUAGGCAUUAUAUUUAAUUUGCAUCAUGAAAAGCUGUUAAGAUUAAGUGGUGGAUGGACAUGAAUUAGCAUACCAAAUGGAAAAUAAGCGAAUAAUCUUAAUUAAAUAUUGUAAUGAACUUUUGGAUGGAAAGCAAUUAUGAAAUAGAGUCAAAUCAGUUUGAAGAGUGCCUCAUAUUUUCUGUCUUGUUUAAAGCAGCUGAAUUUAGAAGUAGCCCACUGCAGAGAUCUGAGAGCACAGAGGUCACCUUUCUGAAACCACAAGCUCCAUCUUCAUCCCCCUCUUUCUAUUCCUGAGCACUGCUAUGACGUCCUGCCUGCAGUGGAUCUCUGACUUCUCCAACACACAUACACAGAGUCAGGAGGGGGAGUAGGAGGAAGGAUGGGGAGGAAGGAGCUGACGGCUUCUGUGUCUAGGCAACUGCAUACAAUAUUGUGAUAAUAAAUUUAGAGAGAAGUCAAACUAAUUGUCAGUUGACCCGGCCAACACCAAUCAAAUUUGGCAUUUCAGAUGUGCACACUCUUAGUCUGGCUCUUUAUAAAUCAAUAAACGGACGCUUUUAUGUUCCUUAUUCCUUGAAACGGCGUAUUUUAUUUGAAUUCAUCAUCAAGUCAUUGUGUUUCGGUUUGCUUUCACACUCACUCUCUGUUUCGUUUAUGACUCAGUGCUAAAGCCGCAGGAAAAUGGCUCAAAAUGUUGGGGUGCAAAUGUCACCAUGAGUCAUUUAAAAUGAGUUUUGACUCAUUUUGCUUUUGAAUUGUGAAAUGUAUUGAAACUAUAUUAAAAGGGAAAAAGCUCUCACCCAGUGAAUCUAUUCUUCCUCCUAAAAUGUGCUUGACAUUCAAACAUUAGUGGAGUCAGGCGUGAAUACCUCUCUGUAAUAACUUUCCCAUGCACACAAAACUUCCUGUCGUUUUUAGAUCUAUAUCAUAAAUGUGGUGUGAUCAAACACCUGAAAAAGGAAAGAUGUGGUCGUAACGGUAAAUGGGAGCUAAGUCGGGGAGCUGCACUUGCUUCACACUUGACUAGUGUCACUCCUAAAAUCAGGUGGUCUAAACUGCAGGAUUUCUAGUCAUUGCUCUGCUAUUGCUACCCCUGUGCUGAACUCAGACCUUCAGCUCCACAAUGGCCCAACAGCCCCAUAACCAGGGGUAGGGCUGGGUGAUAUGGGAAAGAGUUUAUCAAGAUACAUUUUUUUUCUUAUCAGUUGGUAUUGAUAUAUAUCAGGACAUAAAAAAAUCAUAUUUAACAGUGCUUAUUGGUUGUGUGUCUUUUGCAAUAAGCUACAGCAUCUGCGAGGUCUUUGUGUCUCUUCAACGUUUUGUCAUCAGGCGUUGCGCCAUAGAAAGCGGACUGAAUGGUCGGCUGUUUUGGCUGCACAGGCGCCAUGGGUUCCUUGCUAACCUUUGCAUUGUGUGUGCUCUGCCUUGUGACACUGCUUCAGGUGGUGAAAAAGAUUUGAGGUGUUCCCCAACUUUGCAGGAACAUGAGCUCGACAUAAUUUGCAGUAAACACUACCCUGCUUCAUGUCCGACCUCAAAAAAACAAAAUACCUCCACACCACCGACGUUUUCGUGCCAGUGUUGUCGAUGAUGUCGUCAUCUGUUGAGCCUUCAUCUGCAUUUCUACCGGGGGUAGCACUUCUUUUCUUUUAUUUGUCACAAACAGUGCUGUAGGCUUCACGUGUUAAAGUGCUAUGGUUGCGUGUAGCUGCAGUCUGCUACUAUGCAGUUGUUUGCUACUUGGUUCUAAUUCAGCACAUGAUUGAUUCAGUGUGAAGCAGACCCGGAGCAACUCCCCCUUUCAUUGGCUAUUCCUAUAGUCAACCAAAAUAUGGCAGAAUGCCGACUUUUGAAAAGCAUAUUGACCAUGUUUUAUAUUAAGGGAAAUCAAUUUUCGAUAUAUAUCAUUACCAUUUUAUCUCCAAGCCCUAACCAGAGGGUUUAAAGCCAGCCAGCUACCAGAUCUAGCAGCAUCACCAAGAGCCUGAACCAGCCCUGACUAUAAGCUUUAUCCAAAAGGAGGAUGUACAGCAUGUCAGCUGGAUGUCUGAAUGUCUGUUCUGGUUAGUAGAGAGAAAAAACACGAGUGAAGCCUUUUCUGAGGAGACAAUACAGCUGCAGCUUAUACACCUGGACUCAGAGCUGGAUUUUAAAACCACAAUAAGACCUAAUCACCCACAGACUAUAUCAAGGAUUCAGUAAUUUAUAUCCCAGCGGGACCUGGACUAAAAAGGCCCCGGCAUUUCCCUCUAAUCAGCUUGAUAACUAACAUUUCUGUAAGAGCUGCAGCUGAUUUUAAACCCUGCUGUCAAAAACCUUCACUCAGACCAAGAAAACAGAUCACAUCAGUCCAGCUCUUAGGUCCUCUCACUGGCCCCCUGUCUGUCAGGAAACAGAUUUGGAAAUACUGCAGCUGAAUCGUGAGGUACUGUAUGGUUUAGGUCCAAAAUACAGGAUCUUCUCAUAGAGUAUGAAUUAUCCAAACCGCUCAAGUCCUCUGGGGACGGGUCUGCUGUCAGAGUCGGAACCAAAUGCAGAGAAGCAGUGUUUAGUUUGUGUGCUUCAGAUACCUGCAAAAUCCAAGAUAGUAUAAAGUCUGCUGAAACUAGCUGCUUUUAUUUUGAAAGUCUAGUAUUUUAACUCUCUGCUGUCUUUGUUUCAUAUUCUAACGGUUUCUAUGAAUGACUUUUAAAUGUCUCCUUUGGUGAGUUUUCACAGAUUUUUGUCAUGUUCCUUUUGAUGUAGUGCACUUGAAAUGACCCUGUUGCUGAGUUGUGCUACAUAAUUUAACUUGCCUUGCCUUCACUAUCCCAGGCCAUGGUACCACCACUUUCUCUUAUUUUGCUCACAUGUCCCAUAUUACAGUAUGACAGAGACUAACCUCUGUUGAAUCAGAUUAUAGCCUCACCUUGAAGAGCAACAUGUAUAAUAAUGCAUAGCAACUAAUUCAGGCCUUGAAAUGCUUCAUAUUAGAUAAGGAAUCUGUAUAGCUUGUCUUGAGACAGUGUUUUCGAAUGAUUGAUGAAGCUAACAUUAGCUCAGGUCUCUAAAGUGUCACUGAUGGCACUUGCUCAAAAUCAGAAAGCUAUUGCUCAAUAAUUAAGUGUUUUGAUGUGAUUGUGCAUGACUUAACGUGAUCAUUUGUGUGUGUGUGUGUGUGUGUGUGUGUGUGUGUGUGUGUGUGCAUGCGUGCGUGCAUGCGUGUGUGUGUGUGUGUGUGUGUGGAACUGAGCCAUCUCAUUUCUCCCUCUGUAACUCCUGACUAAGCCGUCACGCACUCUGUCACAUUCAGCUCAAAGCUCUGUGUCUGUCUCUUUCAUUUCAUCUUCUCUCUCUUUCUACCCCGUCAUCCCCACCCUCUCUCGUCCCCUCCCCUCUCCUUCAAUAUCUCUCUCUCCAUCCAGGGAAUCCAGGGGCCCCGGGGGCCACCCGGAGAGAUCGGCCGAGCUGGUCCCAAGGUCUGUGCGUUGAACGUUAUAAUUAGUUAUUAUGCUAAUGGCCUGCUGCUCCCCAGCCGCUCGGCUAUUCUCAGCCUGUUUUAAUGUUGUACCCUCCCUCCCUGUUCUCUUGAUGUUCCCGUAGAGAAAAAAGCAUUUUGCUCGAGAGGGAGUCGACUUGUUUGCAAUCAAAUUAUAGGUGUUUCUGAAUAUGUGACGAACGCCACACUGCUGAGGACCGUUCUCCUUCAACAAACAAGUUUUACUUUUACUCUCUUUGACACUUUUAGACAUGCAAAUUAUGGCUCUACAGUAUUUCUUUAUGUUGGAGCUUGUUGUAGAAAGAACAAAAUGUUUGGAAACUGCACUUGAGCAAAGUUUUUUUGAUUACAGAGGAUUAUAAGAGGCUUAGUCAUAAGAUAGUUGUGGAAAUCAAAGCACCAACUACCGAGCUAAACUGACUUUUAACCUCAAAAGGCUGCAAAAAUGACAAAUUAGCUGAGUUUUGUCUGAUGGAUUGGCCUUUUUCUUGUUAAGACGAGAGCAAGGUGCAUGUUCAUGCUCCCCCUGUCCUUGAAAUGCACAUUCCUCAUCCCUUUGGACUUUGUAUACUCAGCGCAGCACAGGCAGCACAAAGAUUAUGGGGGGAGAUGAGAGUGAAAGAUGGGAGCUUCAUGCAUAUGAGGGUGAAAAUUGGCUCUUUGACAUUGUGCCGGGAAUGUGAAGAGGAGCGGGCUAGUUUUUCAAAGGCUGGGAUGAUUUAGUGAUUCCAUCAGUCACUCGACACAAACAGAAAGAAAACAUACCCCUCACUCAAAUAAGCACCUCUAAUUAUAAACACCCCAGCCAGUGAAUUCAUUUAGAUAAACACCUACGUUUACACCUGAAUGGAAAGUCGCCUCUCAGCUGAUUAAACUUGCUGCAGUCUGAGGUUGUGUGUUUGAUAGGCGGCAGAUGACAACAACACUAUUACACACAAAAAUGUGCGGUUGUUGUCGCAAUUGAAUUGUGCGUAACUGACAUCUGCUGCAAAAUAACUACACACACAUAUUACAAGGCUAAACAACAACAAGUCAGACCUUUACAGGAGCAUCUUGUACAAAUUAGAAAUGAAACAGCCGGAUAUUUACGUGACUGUCAGUAUGACUGAGUAUUUCAGUUGGGGCUGUUGUAAUAAACUAGUGUUGAUGCUAAAGUCUUUGAGUUCAUGCUAGUGGUUCUUAAAGGGAUAUUCUGGCAUAAAUUUAAGUUGUGGUCAAACACACAGUAACACCGAGUUAGAACUACCGAACUAAACACAACUCACCCACUCUCCUCCAGCAGCCACUUGUUUGUAGGGGAGCCCUGACGAGUCGAUUACCGAGUGCAGCAGAACAUUUAUGAUUAUGACUUUAUGGAAAUGCAACCAGACCCAGACGCUAAAGCAGAAGAACUACCGCGUCUGCAGUUCACAUACAAGAUACACAAGAACUCUGAAUGCAAAUCCAUGAAGUAAUGAUCAUAAAUGUUCUUCCUUGAGCUGCAAAACCCCACUGCACUCGGUGAUCGACUCGUCAGGGCUCCCCCACAAACAGGUGGCUGCAGGAGGAGAGCGGGAGAGUUGUGUUUAGUCUCUUUGCUAAAGAAAUCAGGCAAAGUUAAAAAGAUGUUUGUUAGCUAGUACUAUGGCUGCGGCCCUAUAUGUACUGUUGAUGAAGUUAGGUGCUGUUCUGAGCAUUAUUUGCUGCUGUAGAGUGGCAUUUUGGUCGAGGUUUGCCCGUGGAAACGUAAACCGCUGUGUAUGGCUAUCAUGGGGUUGUUACUUAAGUUGGUAUAACUAGAGAAGCAAGCAGUCUGCAACAUUAAUCUCUCGAGGGGGUGUCUAACUCGGUGUUAUGGUGAGUUUGACCAUAACUUAAACUUAUGCUGGAAUAUCCCUUUAAUGCAACCAGCAUUAAAGGGAUAAUGUGUCAUAAAAUGAAAAACAGACAAAAAGAAGCAGCAGCUGCUUGCAAACUAGUUGUAGCAGCUCCCUGAGGGAUGGUUCAACACUUAUUUAAACUGAUAGUAAAGACAUUUUUUUGAACAGCCUCAGAGUUUGGGUGACUAAUCAGUUAUUUUUGCUAUUUAUACCGUCUAGACAUUUCUCUUUUUUUCAGUUCUGUAACUUGCAAUAUUUCAGAAGUAGAAGCAGAGUUGGAUUUAGAAAUAAAAAACUUUAAAAAUGGACAGAAAAAAAUAUCAAAAUUAAAAAGCCAAUUUGAGGACUGUGCUUUUCGGUUAUUAUCAGUAAAGUCAGUGGCAAACAGAGAUCCAUUUAUAUAAUUUUGUGUUUUCCGUUUUAAAAUUCUACCCCACAGAAGGUUCUGAAUACAAAUAUAUGUAUUUAAAAAAUGGCUUUUGAAUGCUCAAAACUCAGAUUAUUCGUAGGCUUUCUUUUGUAACCUCUGAUGUAGACUUUGUGUGUAUGUGGUCUCCCUGAAUCUCAGUCAUCUCCAGCCUUGCGGUGUAGUCUUCCUGUCAGAAAAUCUGCUUUUCUUCUAAAUUCCUUGAGCCAUUCUCCUGAUACACCACUCCCUACCUUACCUUGUGUGGCUGGCCCGGCUGUUUAACAGGGAAGAGAGCAGUAAUGGGACUGGCUGAGAGGAUAAUGAUUAAUCACCACAUGCUGUGAUUUAUAUUCCACUUCAGCCAGCCUCUUUUUGCAUGCUGUGCUGCACCUACAUGAAUGCAAAACAGCAGUUACUCUGAAAUGCCCUCUUUGACCUGUGCGCUGGUCUUAGUGACGGAUGAAAUAAAGCCCUGAGAUUUAUGUUAAGGAUUAGUUUAGGAAUGCAUGCAAUCAGUAAAGCCUCUGCUGAGACAUUAUGAGACUAAUAUGGAGUGUGUUAUUUCUCAGGGGAAGUGUGGAGAUCCAGGGGUUUCUGGUCCUUUUGGUCCACCGGGUCAGAAGGUGAGUGUAGCGCCGGAUUAUCAACCACAAUGUUUUCUUUUACCUCUGUCCUCUUUGAUUUCCUGCGGUGUCUCCCUCUGUCUGCCUUUAAUUCUGCUCAUUUCCGGCAGUGCCUUCUUGCGUAAUUUAUUCCUGUUGGAUAAUUACAAGCACUUAGAUUAAAUCAAGAGUUGCUAGGCUAUUCUCUCUCAAGUGAAAGUGCUGUCACACAUGCAGGGGUGUCUUACAGACCCACGCUAAUGAAAAUUAUGUUUUUCUUGUUGUCUAUAUGUUCAUAAUAUAUUCACCACCAAAGUGUGACUGUGUGAGCGAAUGAAUGAUGUAUCCAAUGUAAAGCGCUUUGAGGGUCUCUGAUAAAGCGCUAUAUGAAAUCUGAUGCAUUAUUAUUAAGUGCAAAAUUGCAUUUCUGAUUAUUUCUGUAUUUAAAACGCUGUGAACCUCUUGCAGACUCAAAUGGCAGGUUCAGACAUAAUGAGAUUUUUUUACAUCACAAACCUAAGCUCCGCCCCUGGCACCCCACUCUGCAGGCCAGACCCGGAGAAGUAGAGAGGACGAUGGCGGAACAAGCGUGUGCGUUAGCGGAUUGCAAUGCUCGUAAGAAAGCUAAUUAUGAUAUUAGCUUUCAUCAUGUCCGAGAGGUGAAUAGCUCGUCACCUAGCCACUUCUGCCACACUGGCAAUGUUAGGCCGCAAGCUAGCAUGAAGAGGAGUGUGAAGAGUAGUGCUGUCUCCGCCCACGACUCAGAGGUGAAUUGCUAAUAAGCUACUGGAGCUCUGCAGAAGAAAAGGCUUUCAAAGUUUUUUGACAGUUAAUGUGAUUUUGGCUAAAAACUUCAUAGUCCAAAAAAAAAGAUCGGAGUGGGACUCUAAGUGGUUUGAAGUCAUCUUUACAUCUUUAUAAACGUCUUUUCUUUGAAGCCUUCCUUUAUUCCAUUGUCUAUGAACUAUGAGUAUUUUCCUCAUGUUAAGUCUGCAGUUAUUCUCACUUACAGAGGAAGUGCAUAAAGAGGUCUCUCUAACACUUCACACCUGGACAGUGGGACAGCUCUGAGCCCUCACAAACUCAAGUCAGUGAGUGUGUAUAUGUGGGCAUCCAGGGCCUUUGGUCUUUUUACACACCCAGAGUGGUUUAACAGCACAUUUUGAUUAGAUGUGGUAUGAAUUGUGACCUUACCUGAAUCAAGUUGUGUCUUUUUCUGUAGCAGUCCUCAUUUUGGUUGCCAUUACAGCCCGACUGAGUCAGUCAUCCAGGCCCCAAAGUAUGUCAAAUGUGGCCCUUGUUUAAACAUGUGUACCAGGAGUGCAGGUCAGCUUUGUGCUUUAAGUGCACACCCCAGAGGCUUUAGUCAUCAUCACAGCGAUCACUGGUUCAACUAAUGUCCACGGCUCUUUGCUGUUGGCCCUCCCACAAACCCUGCUACCCUUAUUUCCUUCCUCUCUGUGGCUUUCCUUAUUUACAAAGGCUAAAAACUCAAAAAAGAACUUAAAAAUAGAGAAAAUAGACCUAGAUCAGAAAGUGCAGACCCCUACCUUUUUUCUUUUUGCCGUUCAGUUCAAGCAUUUGUAUGACUCAUCCUGCAUGGCCUCCACUAGCCUUCAACCACUAUGAGCACGGACACUAUCUGUAUCUUUAUUGCUCAGUCCCAGUAAUUCUGUUCCAAUGGCCGCACUACAGCAGGACUUUAAAAUUCAACAUGGUGGGCAGGUUAGUGAGGGCAUUUCUAAUCCCCCUGGAGGCACCAGGAUCAGAUCAGGGUGACCGCUCUCCUCUUUUCUCUUCUCUAAACCAACCUCAUUCUCCGUCUGUUUCCUCUCAUCCUCUCAGACACUCUCAGCAGCCUGCAGUUUGGAUCCUGCUGAUGACUGACAGCCACACUUAAAAUGCCACUUGUUUGAUAAGUGACAUUUUUCUGAGCAAUUACUCCCAUAAAUGUCAACCAUUGUUGUUUUUCUAAAAGGGAAUCUGACUUAUCACUCUUUACUUAAUUGCACAAGCUUUGUUUUAUUGAUUUAUUUAACUUUUUUGAGGUGCUGUUCAUCGCAGUGGAAAUGACUACCUUUUAGAAAGUGAUGUAUUUAUGAGUAUGGGAGAGCCUGAGAAGCUACAGCUCAAACAUCUCUAUAUGUCCUAUCUAACCGGCCUUGAUUCACGGUGGAGAGAGUUUCUUUUACUCCAGCAACAUUCAAAGUUCUGUCUGACAAACUCAAAAACACCUGCGGCCCACCAGAACUUUGACUGACCAUCUUGGACUGUUAUCAUGCGUUAGCAGCUAGCCAACAGUCAUACCUCUUGAUCCUCUAAGACUGAAUGCAUUCAAUGCUCAAGUCCAUGUCCAAGCUAAAGUCACCAGGACUUUCCUAAAAAACCAGGACUCCAGAGCCACUACAGUGUUUGGAUUCAAAAAAGUCACAUGGACUGUAACCUAACUACAUUGUGUGACUUCUACUUUUUAAGCUAUAUUUUGGGGUGUUUUUGCGAGAGAAUCUGAUUGCAGCUGAGGAAGUUGGACCUCCACUUAAGGUCCCACUCUGGUCAUUUUUUUUUUACAACUUAAAGUGUUCUCAGUCAUCUUUAAAUUGUGAUUAUUAAGUUUUUAUUCAAAAUCACAUUACCUGUGUCAUUUUCGAGGACUUUUCUUCUGCAGAGCUCCAGUAGCUCAUUAAUAAUUCACCUCUGAGUCGUGGGCGGAGACAGCAUUGCUCUGCACACUCUCCCUCACUUUAGCUUGUAGCCUAACACUGCUGAUGUACUAGAAGUAGCAGGUAACAUAGUAGCUAUUUAGCUCUUGGACACUAAUGUCUUUGGGGACCUGAUGAAAGCUAAUAUCCUAAUUAACUUUCUUACUAGCACUGCAAUCCGCUAAAGCACACACUUGUCCCACAAUUGUCGCACGAUUGUCCUUUCUACUUCUCCGAGUCUGGCCUAUAUAACGGGCUCCGGGGGUGGAGCUUGGAUUUGCCACAUAGGAAAUCUCAUUGAAUCUGAACCUGAACCUGUUUGCCAGAGAUUCACAGCGAUUUGAAUGCAGAAAUACUCAGAAAUGCAGUUUUGCUCUUAUUUUUCUCAUUAUAUGUCCUGUACCAUCAGAAAAAUGCCAUAUGAACAUGUAGACAACUAGAAAAACAGGAUGUUCAUUGGAGUAGGUCUUUACUGCUGUUGUUUUGAAAUGAGGCAAUAUCAACUGUGAAAUUUGUAGUUUGUCGUGUUUUCUUCACGAUCUUAGAAGUUUCAAUAAACGUUGAGAGUUUGUAAAACAGCUCAGCAUGAGUGCAGUUAGCCCUUCACUGGCUCAUGUAUGACAUCUAUGAGCUCACCAACUUUAAAUAAGUUUUUAAGUGCUGUUGAGGUAAACUCACUUUAAUAUUGGAAACAGCAAAGUUUAGACUCAGCCUGGACUUUUGAAUCGCAUAGCUCCAGUUAGACCUCUGUGGGCAGGUUUUCCUUCACUUUUACUUUUAAUAUUUAACAUGAAAAUGUUGUUUGUCAUGUUUGUGAAAAGGACCAUACAAAGACAAACCUUUACUGGUAAGAUUGCUCAAGUCUUUUCAACAGCUGAGAUCCAAGAAUAGGUCCAACUUUCAGCUGAGCAUGCGCUCAGGGAGGUCUAAUUGGAAGAGGGUAUUUGGCAAUUUAUAGGCAGAAACCAUUCAGUAGGACCUUGACUUACAAGCAGGUGAUGAUAUCAUAGCUUUGUUAAAGCAGUUUCAAAAAUUACUUAUACUACAUUUACCAACAAGCUCGUCUGCCUAUAGUGGUCUCUGCUGCUUUCAUUUUCUGUCCUCUCUGAGCUUUUGUGUUUUCUUUAUGAGGCCCUACGUUCGGAUGAGUUUUGAUAAGCUGGCUGUUAAAAUUACACAUUCACUGUAAAAGCUAUAAUCCAUUGUUGGGUAUGAGAUGUAAUGCUGAAAUGUUUCUGAUGGAUGGUCUUCACAAAAAUAUGGCGUCAAUACACUUACAUUUGACUGUCAGUUAUAUAAGCCGGCAGGAAACUGAUUGUACUUGAUUCCAUUCAUGGGUCAACCACAGACCUCUGUCUCGGCUCCCUCCGGGCUUUGGGAUGGGGUCACUUUACCCUCUAUUUCCCCUGAUGGCAGGGCUAAACUGCAUAUGAGCCAGCUGAAAUGUCAUCCAUUGAUUUCCAAGUGUCAAUAAUCUCUCAACUCCUCAGGGCUCAAUAGGGGAGCCAGGUUUCCCGGGGAUACCGGGUGCUGCCGGACUGCCAGGGUUCAAAGGUCACAAGGUGUGAGCUGAUGCAUUCAAAAACAUACAUGUAUAAAUGUAAAGAUAUUCAUGAUUUUAUUUGGUCUUUAUGAAACCAUCAAUGGCUGCAGAGGCAGCACUUCUUGAAUGAUUCAUAACCUUGGUUGUCAGGAGUUUGUACAUUUACAUGUCAUGCUGUGGAAGUGUUGACAGCUUAACAUAAUACACACCCUUGUUAAUGUAUUAUUCAUAUGUUUCUAAGAUGACAUGAUACAUUUUAAUGGGGCUGAAGGUUGUCCUUCACACUUCAAAAGCAGUAAAUACACUAUAAGCCAUCACCAUGCAGAUCAGUCUGGUUAACAUGCUGUAUUUUCUUUUUAUGAACAGGAUGCUGACAACAUGACAUUAAUGCUUUAGGUUAUAAUUCAUCAAGCAGCCUCUUGUAAGACUGUCGGUGUCAGAAGAAGAAUCAGAGAGGACUGGGAGUUGGACAUGUUGUGAUGUUUUGUUGUCUGUAUUAUCUGCAGGGGGAGAGAGGAGAGCCAGGCCUCAAAGGUCACCAGGUACUGUGCUGUUUAUUCACCUCUCUCCAUUAACAGUAACAUGCACCAGGUCAUGAGUUCAUAAAUAUGCAAUGAGGAUUCAGUCACAUAAUUUGACUUUGAUUACAAAUCAACAGAGCACAGGUGGAGGUCCAGUGGGUUCAUACUUUUAACUUGUCAAAUAAGAUCCAUCUGCUGGGUCAGUGGGCCUGAUGCCCCAAAAUAACACAAUGUAGGCACCGCAUUUCUUCUGGUAGAAGUCAGUAUGAGGUGGUAUGAGGAGCACAAAAGUGCACUCAGAGUAAGAUCUGAAUGGGUUGAAUCAACAGCCCUUUGAGCUUCAAUUCAUGGUAACAGAGAAGAGAUAGUUAUGUAUAUAAGAAUCCUGUUAGUGUAACUAACUGUUAAUUUAAAAGCAGAUUUAAUCUAAUUAAAUCAACAGUUAGCAGCAAUACUAUGACCUGUGCUGCAGCCAGUCAGCAGGGGGAGCUCUAACUCCUUUGGCUGCACAGUUUGUUAACAUCACUUUAUUUGAGAGCCUGAAGGAAGUAAACUUACACAAUACAAUUGAAACAAGAGUGAAAAACACUGAAAUGCCACUUUAUGUCGUCUUUUGCAUCCAAAAAUGCAUAUGUCUACGACCUAUUUUAAAACAGGGACACUGCUUUUACUGUAACCAAUAUCAAAGAGUUACUGAGUGAGAAUUUAGCCAAACUAUAUGCAAUGGGAGACAUCACUGCAGGUCAAAACUGCAGCAGAGUUUUGAAAUUCUAACUGCUAAAGUUGAAAAAAUUUCCUCUGAUUUCAUUCUUGUUGUCUACAUCAUCAGAGUAACACUGUGGGUAUCCUUGAGAUCUGAAAAAAGGUGCUAAAGGCAUUUCUUCGAUCAUAAAUCAUUUGAAAAGCCAACUUUUUUUUUGUUUACACCAAACAGAAGUCUUCUUCUACCCCUGUUGUUUGCUGGCUCAUUGCUCUCAGUGCAUAUAACUGUCAGCAGGAUUGUGUACCUCAUUUCCCAUGAGCUUGUGAACACGAGUGUGCAUCUUCUUGUGUUGUCAUGAGACCCAAACAAAACAGGGACUCAGCAGGAAGCCGAGGUUUUUCUCAUGUACAUUUUUACAAAAUAACCUGAUGAGGUCUGUGAAAGGAUUAGCUCUCCGUUCACGGCAUAAAAAUAUCCUGUAUCAGUAUACCUCAAGACAUAAUACAGCAUUGUAAAUAAAAUAUAUAUAUAUAUUUUCAGUGCUUUUACAGCAUUUUUGACCUUUGUGUUUACACUGCAUUGUUCUCUGACUGGAAUUCAAAAGUAAGACAUUCCUGGCUGUGAGAAGGGAAAGUGCAAGGUGACCCAGGAUGCAAACUACACGGCCAUGAUCCAUAACGCAACAAUCAAUAUAUUGCAAGGCAUUUAAUAAUAUACUGUGAUAUCUGAUUGCCUAGCUGUGUACAGAGGCUUUAGUCAGUGUCACAGGGGUUGAAAAAAGUACUUAAGGGUCAUUGAGAAGCCUAACGAGGCUGUAACUUUUUAUGUUCAAACUUAUAAGUGUGGCGUUGUGAUUCAGGCACAACAGGAAAGUCACACUAAACCCUCAGUACAUCAGCUUAUCCUACCACCAGCCCAUAUCAGCCAACAGUUCAGCUGUUAACCUCACCUUAAUACACUCUUUUCUAACUGCUACAGCUUGUCUUCUCUUGCUGCUUCCUCUGCAACUGCUUUGCAACCCACCUCCUCUUCAUCUCCUCCUUUUACGCUGUGUCUGAUCUUACCAUGGUCGUAUGUCUUGUCAUAAAUGUCCUCUCUGUUGGUGGUCUUUGCUGCUGCUCUCCCUGCCUUGACUUUUCAUGUAUGCAUGUGAAACAGGGGGAGGUGUGCUCUCUUCCCUGCUGCAGGCUUGAUGAAUGAGUGAUGCAGUGAGUCAAAUCUGUUUAUAAUACAACACCUUUUCUCUAAAAAUACUUAAGCAUAGGGGUUAUAGAUAAUUGUAUCCGACGGGACCAGACAACCUUAGAGUGACAUAUUUAUAUUUUGUCAGAGGAGGUGGUUAAUUUCUAUGCAUUUUAAGAAUUCAGUCCAUGUCUGUCAUGUUUCAUCUUCAUUCCCAAAAUUCAGAUCCUCCUCUGAUCCUGAAAUUUACUGUAGCUUUACCAAUAUUUUGAACUAAUAUUGAAAGUUUAAGCUUCAAACAAACAUAAAAAAGUUUGUUUUUCCCCCGUAUUGCCUCAUCCUGAUACUGUUCUGUGUACAUCAGAGUGAGGGGUGAAGUCAGAGCUCUCAAAAAGCCGAGCUGCUUAAACACAUGCGUAUCACUGCUUUGACCCUGGUGACUGUUAAGCAUGAGUUCAGCAAAAAUCUGUGUUGUUGUAUUUCUGUGAUUUACAUCAGCCUUUGAGUUCAUGAGAACUGUUAAAGUCUGCUCGAGUAAGUGUAAAAGAAGCCGGUCUUAACUUAUGCAAACAUGUAUCAAACAGUAUACACAUGAAACUUUGUGCAGUUCGUGCUGCAGGUUAUUCAAGUUUGUGUCUUUUCCGCCGGUAAUCAUAGAGCUGCAGCUUUACCCAGCAUGCACAAAUCAACACCUCAGCACUGUGGCAAUAAAAAGUCAUCCCGGUGUGCCUCAACCGUCGCAAACGCAGCAUCAGUCAGAGAGUGAACAAUCAAAGCAUGUGAUGAAUGCUCUGAUUCAGCUGCUUGCUUUUACACGCACUAAUGGAAGACAGUGUGACGGCCCAGAGGAGCACAGAGAGAGAGAGUAGAGCAGUGUGUGUGUGUGUGUGUGUGUGUGUGUAGUGCUGCAGGAUUCAGUUGAGAAGACACACACCAGAUAAAAAGUCAGGUUUGUUAAAGGUCACCACGAGCCAAUUCCUAUCCUCUCCCUCCACGGGUUUCUCUUAUUGGCUGCUAGUGGUAAUCAUGACCUUUUCUCCACUUACACACACACAAAAUGAAGACUUGGCACACAGGAAUACACACACACCUAGUUUUGGCACACAUUCAAUCUCACCCCCUCACACACACACAAACACACUCAAACAUACACACCACACAAAGCCACACAGGCAUGUAUGUAAACAAACUCACACAAACCGUCUGUUAAUCAUGAUGUAUCUGUUUACAGGGCGAGUCUGGCAGAGACGGAGAACCAGGGAGUCCCGGUGUUCCUGUAAGUGUAGUGUCAUUUUUCUUACACUGGGUGGCAGCGAAGCUUUGAUAUUUUUCAGGUUCAGCAGGAAUGAUAAAAUAAAACUCAGUUUGUGUGAAUGUGUGGCAGUAAGAGGACACAAUGUCCCCACAAGGGCAUGAGGAUGUAGGAAAAUCCUGGCUGGUUUUCACUCACAAAAAGCUGAACUUGCUGUCGUGUCGUGAAUUUACCUUUUCAGAAAGUCUGUUAGAAGUUGUCAUAAAAACUUUAUCACAAAUACAUAUGAUGGUUAUAAACUCCUCUAAUCUGGCAGAAAUUAACUGACUUUACAAACAGCUUUGUAAGAUUAAAAUCAGACAGCAUUUAAAAUCACAAGAAGCGAAAGUAUAAACAGAAAAUGCAACCAACGGAGCGGGAGAAAACAAAAGAUGGAUUAAGAAGAGACAAAAUGAGGAUGAGAGGAUAAAACAUUUAGGAAGCUCCUCACAGUAAAAUAAAUCAUAGAGGAAAAUGAGAAGCAGCAAAGUUAACUUUUAGCAGACUCGCUAAAAAGGGUGAGUCACUUUGAACUGGUUCCAUAGACUUUUAUCAUAAAAACACAGUUCAGACAAGAGCACUGCAGAUAGGAAGAAGGGGGACUGAAUGUUAAGAUCCUAUCGUUUCAAACAGCAAAAUGUCACUUCAGAGGAAAUUAGCCUCAAAGUAUCACCACCAGCAGGGGAUUUACACCGAGCUCAUAGGAAAGACAUGGUUAUCAGAUGUUAGUACCUGGUCACGGAAGCUGAGGCAAGAGACAACUGGAGUCAUUUUCCAUCAUUUGGAGGACAGUUUCUCCUCUCUGAUUGGCUCUUUUCAACACCCUGAUAUCUUUGGCCGUUGACUGUUUAUUAAUGAAAACAACUUGGCUCCGUUUCCUCCCACAAUAACACCUCUGUGGGUGCUGAAACGGGUGGAGCUAUCGGUACAAUUACACGCUGUUCAACAAAUUAAACUAUGACUGUAGUUGAAUUUAAAGUACAUGUUGACGUGCUGAAUUUGACACUGACAUCAUUGCACCCCUGUCUCUAACCCCCCAAAAAGGGUUCAUUUUAAGUCCUCUUCUAUCCUCUUGUUCUUAAGGAGAAUCUGACUGCUCUUAAACUCAGCAGAUGCACGUGAAUGUGCAAUGAGAAAACUACAAUCUAUCUGCACUCCUCUGGUGUUGUUUCAGGCAGACAUAUAAAUGAAGCAAACUCAGAGAUAAGUGUGACAUGAACAGGUUUGUGCAGCUAAUGAGGCAGAACGUCUGCUCAGGAUGAGACGUCUGAGGAUCUGAGUGAACAUCUGCAGCCGUAUGUUUGCGAGCCUAUCAGUAAAUGUGGACCUCAUAUGACUGCUGCACUGAUCUUAAUCCCUUAUUCACUGUGUUAACACAGUGAGUUUUUAUUCAGUUUAAACUUGUUUCCUCUAAUAUGAAUAUCAUCAGUCUGUAUGAGACUGUGGGUAAAAAUGCUGCACUACUAUGAAUACUUACUCACUUAUUUAACCCUUAAAAGAUCCUUGAGACAUUUUGUGCCGGUUCGUUUUUUAUUUUCAUGCCAUUAUUGCUGAAGAGCAUUCAAUUUUGGGAAACCAUAGAUUAGCCUAAAAUGGCUAAGUCACAGAAAAAACAACACAUUUGAUCAUUGUGACAAAAAAUGUCCCAAUAAAAAACAUUGAAAAUACCAUUUUUGAUCCCUCAUUUAUCAUAACAUAAAAAACUAAUGCAUUCUCUUAUGUUAAGAUUCUAUUUUGGACUACUGCCUUUAUAUUUUUAAUUUUUAUAAAACAAACAGUGGAGUUAUGUUAACACACUGUCAUACAAAGGGUUAAAAAAAUCAAAAAUAUAAUAAAUAUUUGAUAUGUUUCAUUCAGGAUGAAGUAGUUUUAACAAUUGACCCUUUGAAAGUAGAAAAAAAAUAUAUAACAUUUUCACAGUUUUUGGGAAGGUGACAUUUUUUGUCACAUUUUUUAAGAAUCUCUUCAGGGUUGAUGACAGUGGGAUGAUGACAGUGUUUUGUUAAUAGUGUUGUUUUAAUCAUAGAAGUCAUGUUCUGUCUUUUCAUUGGUGCUCCUAUUUACAUAAUAUACAAGGUGAACAUUUGUAAAUUGUGAUUUAACAGGACUGUGACCGUAGAUGUUGCAAAUAAUUAUGGGCUGUUUUUCCUUCGGUCCCAUAAUGAAGUACUGUCCAGUGUUUCUUUUGCUGAAGAAGGUAAUCAGGGAAGUAAUGAGGCUCCUUUCUGUAUCAUUUGGAGAACUGAACUCACUGAGGAACCUUCCUGACCAAAAAGGACGACUGGAAAGUACUCAUACAUGUGCCAAGCAUAGACUGCAUAUACUAUGGACAACUUGUUUCCGCCUUUGGCCAGUAUACAUACUUGAAGCCUAAUUGCUCUUGGUAUUUACGGGAUUUUCUCCACUUCUUAGAACCACCACUUGCGCAGUAGCAUUGUACACACUAUACAACUUACAGCAUUCGGUGGGAGUGUCCUCGAGAGUCGCUGUGAUGACGAUUGGCUCAAACAGCGUAUCCCCCGAGUGAGCCACAUAAACUUUGUAUGCCUAUAGGCUGUAUCAAGUGUCAAUCAUAGAAAACUAGAGCCCCCUAAUAACUUUCAAAAAUGGAGCUGUACAGAAAAAAUUGGACUUGAGCACAAACCAGUCUUACAGUAACUACAUGUCAACAUCGCAACCAGGGGGGAGAAAAAUUAAUAUUCUGUGUAGUUAAUUUUUAAAGUUUAUCCACAGCUUCAUAGGGAUUGCUGGAGGAGGCGGGAUUUAUGACCUAUACUGCAGCUUGUCACCAGAGGGUGCUGUUUUUGGGGUGGCUUCACCCAGCGGGAGGCAGAUGGCGUCCAUUCUAUAUACAGUCUAUGGUGCCAAGCCAUAUGUGCAUUUUCCCUCUUAAGUAAAUUCAUUGUUUCGUACAGUCUCUAACGAUGGUCACUCUAUUUGAUUUUUGGGGCAGUUUUUCUGUUGGCCAUCAUCUGCAAACCCUCUGCAGAGGGCUCACACAUCUAUUCAGGUGGUUUCAAAAAGAGUCUGAUUCAAUAGUGAAAAGGAAAGAAUCCAACAGAAAGAGAGUGCUUUUCCAGAAAUGGCCAAAAAAUGUCUGUUUACUCAAAGUGACCAAAAAGAGAAAGAUUGACCUAUUAAAAAGAGAGCCUUCCAAAGAAGAGAAGUCUCAAAAUAAACAAUCAGUCAUGUUUUGAUACAGGCUAAGAGUGAGGAAUGGAGAGGCUGCUGCUUUGGCCUGAAGUUGGAUUGUUAACGUGUCAUUCCUCUUCAUAACUCAAGCUGCAGAUUUUGUUUUUCAUCACACAGUGGUUUAUUGGAUUGUGUGGAUGAAUAUUGAUAUAGCUGUAAACAUACAGUAGCAUGUGUUAUACACAUGUGAAGCACUCAUGGCAUUUAGCCACGACCCUGUCUGAACAGAGUGAAAGUGAGAUACGAGUACGUAGGAGCUGUGAGAACAGAGUCAUGUCUCAGAGGAUCAGAUCAAACUCAAAAUCUGCACCCAGUGUGUUUCAAUCAGAUACAUUUUCAUCUGCAAGGUCAAGAUAAAACAUUUGUUGAAUUGUCAAUUACCAGUGAUCUGGAGGGGAAAUAUUUUCAAAUGAGAGUCAGCAGUUUGAAGACUGAUUGGAUCUUGACAACAAGGUGAAAUAAGGUUCGAGAAGGUGAAAGAAGCACAUUUACAUAAUUGAUUCAACAUGUUUAUCCGUGUUGAGAUUACCACCCUCAUCAAUAUUUUUUAAUGAGCAAACAUAGUGUUAUGAAUUGCUGAGUGAUCUGCAAUUCCCAGCUUUCAGGCUAAGCUUCGCAAUUGAUCUUUUUUAAUAGGAACAAAAGCAAAUGAGUAGCAUUUAAGAAUUGAUCCGUGGGUAUCGAUUACUGAGGCAUUGAUCCCCACAUCCCUGGAUAGGGUUUAGACAAUAAAUCCAGUCAGGGCUGUGUGUCUGUGUCUGUGUCUGUGUCUGUGUCCGUGUGAGUGUGAGCGCCAGGCAGUUGCUACAUUUCAUCAUCUGGAGAGUUGUGCAGUCGAGUCUGCGACUCUUGAGACAGAUAAAACGAUUGUAAUUUUCAGUAUGCAGCUUAAUGUUCACACUCUGUAAUUCCACAGCGUCGAGAGCAGCCCAGCCUCCAUGUCACACGCUCUCAAGGCUAAACGCACCAGCAGUGAAUCACAAGAGUGUCACUGCUGAGACAGAUAUAACAUAUUUUUGUCUUUACACAGACUUCCUUAUUUCGUCCUGGAUAAAAUAAUAUGACAGUACUGCAGUUCGAGAGUAUGGGUGUUUGUUCUCUGACAGGUCAUUUGACAUUUAGACUACAAAAAAAAAAGAAGGGAGCCUCUUGUUCUUGUUGCAGAACAAACACCUGUCGACUACAAUGGAGCAUUACAGGUUUAACAGUUUAGUAGAAGAAUGAAAUAGUAGUCCCGCAAUAACAAUUUUAUUUAUGUUGUGCUCACAGGACACAUAGUUUGGAAGGAUUAAAAUUAUUGUGCACAAAUUAUUAUCUUGUAGGAAUGAUUAUUAUCUUGUGCAAGUCUUAAGUAAUGUUGUAAGUUCAUAGUUUCUUAUCUUUUGAGGUUAAACAGUUUUCUUGAGUGCACUAUAUACUAACCUUUAUCCUAUGUGCACAGUUUAAUAUCUUGUGCUCACAGAACUGUUGACUCAUCCCCAAUAAAUGUUCAUAAGCACUCACAAGAUGAUCAUUUUUUGCAGAGUCUUAUCACCCAAAGAGAAUACAUCCUGUGUGAUUUUGUGCAUACAAGUUAAUAUCUUGAUGAAUGUGUAAGUUAAUGUAUCGCAUGUGCAAGAUAGUAAAUUGUUGCCAUGAAAGUAUUUAAUGCCGUAUGAAAAUAAGUCAGCCUUUUAGUGAUAAGAAUUACGGCUCUUUUUAGUGAGCCAGAUCAUUCAGCUCAGCUCUCCAAGAAGAUCCGGCUCUGCUUCCAAACGGCUCUUCAUUUUGUCACUUACACAUUUUCUAAUUCAGCCAUAUUUCGUGUUGUUUGGCUUAUGAUAUGUACAGUAUGUAUGUGCACACAUACCUCUUAAAUAAUUCAACACACCCUUUGUACUGAAGUAUUCACAAGUUAAAAUUACAUUUUCUAAUAUCAGUAAAUUGCUGUAGCCAAUUGUUUUCAUUGCAUUUAAAGACCUUUGUUACUCUCUGAAACCACCCAAUGAAUGCACUGACUUGCUUGUAGAACUAUUCUGCUACACAAGACAGAUAGAAAUCCUAUCGUUUUGCCUUGUAGUUUUUUUUCUACGGUCUGUGGGAGAAAAAAAAAAAACAGCUCACAGACGGGAGCCGGCUCCCAUCAAUCACGUUAAAGAGUUCUUUGAACCGGUUCGAUCAUGAAUGAUACAUCACUACAGUCUUUAAGUAAACACUGUAUAGGCAUUUUGUUGGGACAUUUUUUUUUUAAUUGUCUGUGCACAUCUUGUGCUUACAAGACAAAUUAGUUAUUUUUUAAUAUUACUUGUGUGCAUGAUGAAAUUAGCUUGUAAGAACAAGAUCAUUACUUUGUGUGCACAAUGUCUAAAACCAGUUAUUAUUAAGCGUGCCUGAUAAGAUCAUCUUGUGUAUAUGUUGUGCACACAUGAUGGAAACGUGUUCCAAAGGCAGUCAUGUAUUUUGUGCAAAGUUUCAGUCUUGCAGGGGGAGGCCUUUCAUGGCUUGUAAAAUAUUUCCUGCACUCAAGAUAAUCAAGUAUUUGAUCAGUCGCCUUAUAAAUACAUCCCCUAGUUUUCUAUAUAAAACUGCAGGGACUGCAGUUUUUUGCUUCUGCUGUUCCAGUGCUACCUUACAUUAUAUAUGCUCUAUAAUGCAUUGGUUGAGAUAGUGUAAAAGCUAAGAGUUAUACAUAGAGUUGCCUAAGUAAGAGCAUGAUUGAGUUAAUGGACAGGUGUUUGUGCUGUAACAGUCUGUAGACCAGGUUGAAAUCCACAUCAGCUCACCCUCUGUGCCUGUUUUUUUAAUUUUGUUUUAUUUUUUAUGUGGAUUGAAGGGUAGGUCAGAUUCACAUUCUUAAUGUGGCCCUUGCAAACGUUGGGCUUAAAAAUGUGGCAGUGGCCCCAUCUAUGUUUGAAACAGUCUCUUAAGAAUUUAAGGGUCAAAAUUUUGGCCAAUUAAGUUAAAUGUCUUGGAUCACUGUGACCCACUUCCUCCAAAUCUAGCUCAAACAUGCUGGGAGGGAAGAAGCAUUUCCUAUCUGCACCAGAAAAAAGGUAUAAAUCCACUGAAUGAAGGCCAUUAUUAAUACACACAAUCACUCUUUGUCUCUUUGCCAGAGUUUGAUUCUUGCAAGUAGUUUUACUUUGCAAAUACACCCCUCGUUCCCACUACAACUAGAGUAACCGCACACUGUGUUGGGAAAGACUGAUGGAUGUACACUGCUACUUGGCUGGUUGGUUUGGGAAUACAAGCAUCAAGGCAAUAAUUGUAUCUUUAAUGAUAUAUAUAGAAUAUGACCUAGAUUCCCAACCUUUGAAGAUUUGGAAGCGUAGGAAGGCUUUCAGCAGGUAAUAAACAUUAGCUCAGUAUCAUCUACAGCCAAAAAAAAAAAAAAAGAAAAAUCAGGCUACACAAUAAAAGAGGACUCAUACACAAAAGCUGAUUUUCAUGUGAUGUGGAGACAAUUUAACAUGGCGUAAGUGAGGAAAAGGAGGUAGGGUAAGUAAGACAAGGAGUCAUGAUGAAUGAGCUUGACCGUUACAGAUGAAGUAACCCUUUUGCUGACUUCAGUUUAAUGCAUUUUCUCCACACUUCUCUUGGUGGAGGAAGCAGUUUUAGUCACCUUCCACUGUCUGCUUUGGAUGUCUUCAGCCGCAGAGUUGCAUAAGCUCUAAAAAGUUAUCUCUCGGUGAAAUGUACAAUCAAUACGUUGGAAGAAAGUACGUGUUGCAGUGACACAGUCACUUUGGAUGAGUGUAUUGAUUAAAUUUGAGUGUGUUUAUGUUCUGUUCGAAGUGUUUGGGGAUUGACAACUUUGCUAAAAUGUAAAAGGUCUAGGGGUUGGUUGAAAGUUUUAGAAACACCUCAAAUAUACACAAAUUUUGAGUAGUUGGUGGGAACUUUUGGCAGCCAACAAAACUCUGAGAUGCUUCGGUCAUGGAACCUUUCACGUUAGGUGUUAUACAUUGUGCAGAUAAGAAGAUGCUGUCAUCCUUCUAUCUGAAGCCCACUUGAGGUGUUUGCGGACCACAACAAGAUAAAAAUGGCUGCAAUCAGAUGCUUCUGCACGUCCGAGAAAUUGUCUCACAGCAGACCUUUCGUCAAUCUUCGCCAGUUGCGUCAUUUAGUUUCCAUUGAAUCUUUAAUCAGAUGUGGGUAGUGCUGCAGUUUUUCAUUUUAAGGUACAUUGCGUGAUACCUUUAUAUUUUUAGGCGAUUUGGUUAAUUUGUUUUUUAAAAAGGGUGGCCACAUUUGAGGAAGAGAGGCCAUGAGUAAGGAUGGAAAAGAGGAAGCACAGUAAAGGGAACAGAACACACCCAAAGACUCAGAUAUGUUCUCAAAGUGCUUCAUUUUACUCUACUGGAGGGUGCUUUUAAGGACAAGUGGAUCCAAGGAUGCAUUUUUCAUCAUCUUAUAAAGCUAGAAAGCUCAAAAAAGUCUUUAGAGAAAGCAUUACAAUAACCAAUCCAAAAUGUUUUGUAAGCCAGCAGUUUUGAUAGAAGAGAAAGUCGCUCUGCAUCAGCAAUGUGGUGCUGCACGGAUAGCUUCUCUGACAUACUAACUCUGUCUUUGAUAUGGAAGCAGAAGUUUCUAACUGUCUCUCUCCAUUUCCCCCUCUUCCCUUUCCCACCCAACCCUCCCCUGCUCCCUUUUCUGUCUUCCAUCAGGGCGAAGAAGGACCCAGGGGAAAGAAAGGAGAGGUUUGUCGAAUUAGACUUUGCGGUAUUAGAUAUAAUCCAUUCUGUCUUAUUCUGCAGCGCACUGAGAAGCCCUGUCAAGCCUGCACGGCUGCUAUAGAAGACUUACAGAGCCAAUACCUCCAGGCCUGGGGAAAUCUGGCCCCAUGGGCAAAAAUAUACAUCACAAAAGCUGAUUUUUUUUCUGAAGGCAAACACAUCUGAAAUAUCAAACACUUACUGUACUGUCUACAGAAUCGCAAAUGAUCAAGAUACAGCCUCCCUUAGAUGGGAAUAUUUGUAAAAUAUGAUGUAGUUUUAAAAAAAGUCAACCAUCUGUAAACAUGCUUUAGACAAAAAAAUGUAAAAGAGCAGAGGCCGUCAGAGCAAAGUCGGGAAUGUCGCCAAUAGUAAUAACUCAUUACUGCCGGGAAGCUACAGUUACAGUCCUGUCCCUGAGUAACACGUUGGAGUACUAUUGCAUCACCAAAUUCAGUCAUUAAGAUUGUAUUCCUGUCCUCUGUAAAGUCUUAGAGUUGCAGGGGUCAGUCAAUUGUGCAGUUCCCCAGCAGAGAUCCCAGCAGUGAGCAGCAUAUCUGAGUAGUUUUUUUCGCCUCCCCUCCCCUCCCCGAGCCAACUAAAAGCUGUGUUUUUGCUGUUCAGUAGCACUACCCCUCCUAAACAGCCCGGUUAAAUUUAGCUUGCAGCUACUUCCUCAUUGAGUUCUUGGCCCCCGUCAAGUUUUUAUUCUUCAGGCACAGCGAACCUUCAACCCUGAACUUGUUCUUGUAUUUUUCUUACCCAGAAACUCAAACUGAUGGGAAUAUUUCCAUUGAGUAAAAGCUCUUGGCUCUGUCAUCUCGCUCAAACACUGGUUGAAUUGGCUAGCUACGCACCCACACUGAUGACUUCUAUUGCGGGUUUCCAGCUACCUGCCAUGAAUCAGGAGGGAAAUAGACACAAUGCAAAUCCUGCUGAGAUUUCCUCUUUAUAUGUGGUGACAAAGAAAAGUAUGGCGCUUUUUCAGUCAGGAUUAUUUUCGUAAAAAAGUUCCUGUGUAACAGCCAAUCAGAUUACAGUGGGAUGAAUGGCCCACCUGCAAUAAAAGUGGCUCUUGAAAGCAUUCGACCAGAAUGAAACAGCCAGCCAUCAAACUGAGACAAAGGAGCAGUGUUUUCUUCUUUAACUGAACAGCCAUCUAUAUAUUUAUUCUGUUUGUAUUCUAAGGGCAGAUGUUUAGGGCAUGCUCAUUUCUAACCUGUUAUAACUUGACAGAUAGAUACUUUGACAGACUCAAGGUCUAUAAACAAGACAAUGAAUACAAGUACAAACAGAAACAAACACAACACUUAAUAAAAAAGGCACAUCUGCAUUAUAAAAAAGACAUCUUCACCAGUAUCUCCACCGGGGAGACUGGUAUCGAAUAGAACUAAUAAGGGGAUUUGUCAGCAGCCCUAAUAUAGAGUUCUGAGAAUCUGUCAAUCUGCACAUUAAUUUAUCCAUCGGAUUUCUCAAGAGUGCAUGAAAAGAGUAAAACCCGACCUUGGUUUCUUCAAUGGAAUCCUAAAUGCGUAAUUGUAUGCCACAUUUAGCUUCUGUAAGCUUGCCUUUUUAUGCCUCAUCCACAGGGGGGCAGUAUAAAGAGGGUGAGAGUGAGAGUGGGGUAAGAUGAGCCAUUUUUUAUAUUUUGGAUCACUACAUCAAAGCAAUCAUAGUUUUGUUUCUAACUAGUGUAUCGGCAUAUAUUUCAAGAUGUUGUGCAUCCCUGCAAACCAACAGAAUGAGUGUAAAUGUAACUGUCUUGAUAAUAUAGCACGCCAAAAAAAGUGGUCUCCCAUGGUCAACUUACCCCAUGUAUGGGGGGAGCGGGGUAAGUUGAGCCGCAUCCCUACUACUUCUAACCUUCACAGACUCCAUGAAUUGAUGCCCAUCUCCUAAAUAUUUGGUCUCAUGAUCAAUUUUUUCGACCAUUUCCAAACAACAGGGGGUGGCUGAACUUACCCUUCGACUCAACUUACCCCACUCUCCCCCAUAAUAGAGAAAGUUCUACCAUAAGGCUCUUACAGACAAAACUAAAAAUGUUUUAUCGGGCCAUCUAUUUUCUUAAAUGAAAAACAAGGUAACAAUGAAAGCUUCAAUUUUACAUAACAGAUGCUCGACCUCCAGCUCCUUUAUCGAGCACCGCAAUGAUUUCAUGUGACUAAGGCUACCAUUACUGCCUUAAUAUGAAACUGAUCCAUGUAAACAGAAGAAAUUGAAUUUUUAUUUAGGGAGAUUUUUUUAUAACUUCUUUCUAUUGCAGUCUGAGAUUGUCUUUUGAUCCUCCUACUCCUUCAGAAAGGAGUGACAGGUGAUGUGGGCCUCAGAGGGACUGAAGGAAAAAAAGGGGACAUGGGCCACAUGGGUGUUGUUGGUCCUAGGGGAUUUCCUGGCCAAGACGGGUUGCCGGGCCAACCAGGCCAACCAGGAUAUCCUGGAAAACCGGUGAGUGAAGGACUUCUACACCAACCCUUCAGAGAUAAUCUCAAAAAGGAAAAGAAAAUAUAAUGAAGAAAAAAAGGGAAAAAGAGAAAAACACUUUUUGGAACCAGCAGGUCCCCGCUAUGUUUUGAGAAAAAUGGGACCAUGUCUGUCAGGAUGUGUGGGGGCUGUGUGGGAAAUACAGACACCACAACACUGAGAAGAUCCUGUAAAUAUUCAAACAUGCUCAAUAUUCCCAAGUGGGCCUGUUUUCCCAGCCCCACAGUUGAUUCUACUGAUUUAAGUGUUUUUGUGUUUCAGGGCAGACCUCCCUCAGAUGAACAUCUGCUUAAACUCUGCACUGAUGUCCUGCGUAGUAAGUAUCUGUUCAUGUUGGUCUGCACUAAAUUAAAAAGCCUUUGACUGAAACCCCUCAUAUAAGACAUAUAUUCCACAUGAAUCAUCUGAGUGAUUUAUAAUUUUAAAUGCAGGAAAAAUGAGAGAAAUAGUGAAAAAUGACUCUGCUCUGUUACAUGAAAAAUGUCUGUAUUUGUGAAAGAUUCUCUAUGACUUUAAUAAUAAUUGUGUGCCUUUAUCUAGAGGACAGGGCAGUGGAUAGAGCAGAGGGAGUGGAGGAUAUAGUUAAGGGCUGCUGGUCAAAUUUGACCCAAUCAGCGAUUUUAUGGUGUUGAAAAAAAAUGAAGCCAAGCAGGAGUGCACAAAUCUGCAGUUCUUUAAAUGUCCACUUGCAGCCUAGAUAUCCCACUGGCUCCAUUAAAGGGCCAAUUUCCAAACCAAAACUAAUAAGCUCAAAGCCUCAGUAUGGUCUAGACCACUUGUGAUUCGGGAACGAGUCUCUCCCUUUUUAUCUCAUCCUCCGGCCGUACUCCUGACUUGUAACCUCUCCCAGUUAUCUCUUUAUUAUGUUGGCACUGGUCAAAUGGGUGAUCUCUAACCUCUUGGUGGAAUAGGUGUCAUGAGGUCCAGUAACCCAACUAGACAGUGACAGCAAACCACUCUACCUGGCCUAUACACAUGUGUCACUCCUCACUGUAGCAGCUCACUGCUUUACUGUACUUUACUCUGCAUGGUUAGCUGUUGAAAACAGCUUGAAAUUAAGAAAAAUUAAAAGUAAUUUUCCUGAUACAUCUGUGAAUUUAUCGAUCUGUAUGAGUUGUUGGAUUAAAAUUGAAGAGUUAUGCUGCCAUUACUUUAGGACAUAUAUUCUCAGAGAACCAGAGGAAAAACAAGGAUCCGUGUGCAACAAUUAUCUGCAGGAGUCACGAAAACUAUAACUUUCUCAUCACAUUUGCUGACUAUUCUUUAGGGUAAAUUCAUGUACACUGAAUGGAUGAAUGCAGACCUAAAGAAAAACAUUAAGCCUGAUGCAGGCUGAUUCUUUCUGCUGCUCUCCUGCUGAUUAGAUCUAUUGUCAGCAUCAACAACUGGGACUGAGAAGAGUGAACUCUAAUCAGGCAAUCAAAUUGGUUUGUGGAUUGCUUCAGGUACAGUAUAAUAACCUGCUGUGGAUAACACAUAUUUGGAUGCCUUCCCACUCCAGAAAUAAGCAGACAGAAUUUUUUUUUUCUAUAAAGUAGUGGAAAUUCUUUAGCCUGGAGAUGUUUAAACAAUGAAAUUUCACUCUGAUUAUACACAGAUAUAGUUUAUCACACAAGAGGAUUAAUGAAGAUGGUGCUUUUUCUUCCCUCCAAGAAGUUGCUUGCACACUUUUGAGGGAAGCUGUGAUUGCUGUCUUAUUAAAAACCCUAGUGUUUUUGAAUGCACACUUGCUCCCAGUUAGUUCUAAGUUGUUGCGCCUGAGAGGAAAAAAUCUAAGGAAUACAUGUAAAGAUCUUUAAUCUCCAUGAUGGCAAAAUAUAUGAAUACAUAGAGAAUUAAUUCAGCUUUACAGUCACUAUAGUGUGACUUCUAUUGAUAUUAUUAAUAUGUGGAUGUAUUAACCAGAAUCUCUUCUUUGUACCCCAUAGAUCAGCUUCCAGCACUGCUGCAGAGCCUGGCACCCCGAUCUCAGUGUGAACCCUGCUACAGUGUGAAGGGACCCCCAGGUGAGCCAGGAGCACCAGGACCUAAAGGCUCCAUGGGAACCCCAGGCUACCCUGGCAGGAGCGGAGCUCCCGGUUACCCAGGACCCCCUGGUUUGCAGGGUCCUGCAGGCCUGAAAGGUAAUAAGAGCGGUAAUUUGAACCGUAAGGCAGGUGUAGUCCAUCUAUAUUCAGUGCUUGCUUUAAAACCAGUUUGAUUCACCGUCUGAAACUGUGACAAAAAUGUUUCAAUCAGUCUCUUCACCGUGACAACAACAAGACAGUAAAUAACGACACAACUUCAUGAACAAGAGCUAGCGCACAAUUUACUGCUGCUUUCAUCAACGAUUAAAAUCAAAACAGUGUCAAGCAGGAACAAAUUGAAUGUGUUGAUGUUCACUGUACCCCAUAAAACAACAUCAUUAAACGAGUGAACAUCAGUGAAAGCCACCAGAGCAAAAGACAACAAAUACAGAAUGCAUACCCAUCUCAUUGGGCUGUCUUUGAUUUAUCACCACUUCAAGACAGAGAGUGGCUAAUCAUCUGUGAAAGAUGCCAAACUGUACCACUCCACUGCUGUUUCUACUGCACGGGUCAAAAUGCACACAGACUAAAGUUGUCAGGGUAAAGUAGAGUUUUUUAUUUUUAUUUUAAAGAACUGUAAUUCACUAUGCAGGAAGAGUCUUAUAAAAGACACAGUGGAGCUUCUUAACAAGCGCAUGGGGUGUAAACACAGGUGAACUUGUUUAGCACCGUUUUAAUGAUCUAAAACAUAAGGUUAAAGAGCAUUACACAAAGCAAAUUAGGGCGGGUUUGACUGCAUGUUGCUUAUUAGGCGGCACACAAGUGUGGCACGACAUGAAAAGAAGGUGGAUUCAGUCCUGUGUGUGUUUAACUGUGUGUUUUGGUAAUAACAUAAAUCACACUUAUCACUUUGUCUACCCUUAUUCCUUUUGAGAGCCAGUUGCCAGUUGCGCCUACAGUGUCACUAUUUGCACAGUAGAUUGCAGCCUUUCUACUCAAAAACACAGAAAACUCACAAAAGCUACUUUCAAAGUCAGCUGAUAAAUGGUUUGGUGGUAUCCACUUAAAAUUUACUUGCAUGGUGUAAGCAGCCAGACACUGUCAUAGUUAACAGUACAUUAACUCAGGACUCAGAGACACAGGGGUGUCAAUAUUAUUCAAAACUAAGGACAGGCCAAUAGUAUCAGAAACGAUCUAAUAAUAAUAUGUCCUGUGCACUCAGCACUGAAAUAAGGUAAACUGUUCCUAAAGCCGAAAACAUAUAGGAUCCGUAUUGAGCACGUUCCGUCAGCAUUGCACCUGUGCUUGGUCGGGCAGUGCUGUCUAUCGCCCACAGGAUGUGUAUUUGGAGCAUGACAGCAGCGUAGUGCAUCUCCAGUCAGCUGGGCUCAGUAUAGAGGAAACAACAUGCUCACAACAGGUUGUUUUGCCUUUCUGUGGUCGUUUCCUGCUAAUCUGCAUAUAAUUCAGUGACUUUUGAGGUUCUACUGUAUCUGAAAAGGCAACAUGAUUUUAAAGUUUCAGUUUUUGCAGGUUUACUCGUGUUUAAUAAAGUAAACUAUGUUCCUUUAUAUUGUGCUGUUACCUUCAGACAGAGUUAGCAGUUAAAAGCCCUGUUGGGGUCCACAUGGAUCAGGGAUUGACCAUUUGAUUGUUCUGUGUUUUUGAUAAAUGCAUAACUAGGAAGUAUUUCUCAUCUACACAGUUGGGACUCUGCAUAUGGUGUUUUAUUUUGAAAUCUACUGGAUGACAUGCGCAGUUUCUGAGCUUGACAUCCUGUCUAGAACAAUCUUCUCUGUGUAAAUUGACAUGUGGUGGAAGUGUAGAGCAGAGAAAAUAGACUCAGGGCGUGUCUUUAGAGCCGCGCUCGGCACACUUAUGAUACUGAGCAAAAACGCAUCCUAUGUGCGAUGCUGCAUUGAUUAGAAUGGGAACCUGUUUGCUGCGUGACACGCGGCGCUGACAGAACGUGCUCAAUACGGAUCCUGUAUGUUUUAGGUUUUACACCUUUUUUUUGUUUGAGCACGUGACUGUAUUCUGGACUCGUGCUAGAAAUAAGUGUAUUGUAAUUCUGUAAGGUCAUAAUAGUGGUCCUAAUGCUGGGUUGCACGUCUUUUAACUUACAAUCUAUCAGAUGUAGUAUAUCACCAACAUAAGGUACUUCAAAACAAUUUGAUCCAGUUUGGCUGAUAGGUAGAUUUACUUCCAACUUUUCCAUGAAUACCAUGAUAAAAUCAACAUGGCUACACUAACUGUGAGGUGAAAAUAUGAUAUUAAAAUGAGAUAACUUUAUUGCCUAUAUACUGUCAGGAUCAUUAUUACUUUCUAAUAAGAGAUUAGGGAGGCAUUCAGAAGAAGGUUGGAUUUCCUUUUAUUUUUUUAGACCACUAGCACAUGUUAAAAAAAACACAACCCGGCACUUAUAAUCCUGCUUUGCACUUUUGCAACAGUAAUUAACCACCAACAUGAAAGCAUCUGAGGACCAAUACACCCUGUCUGUCUUUACCAUGAGUAUAAGUCAUGUCAUUCCACCUUGAUCUGUCCAUCGAGAGUUCUGUAUUCAGAGAAAUGUGUCUUAUCUUCUGCCACUUUUGAAAACAAGCCAAAAACAACUUGCUGGUUAGUAGUUGGUGUUGAACCCACCAAAAAGCACCAUACUGUUGACUAAUACUAAAAGGGUUAUGAUUGCACCAGUGUACAGGAUGCAUCCCACUUUUUCGAUGACAAAACAAGUGUUAAAAGUGUCCGAACAAUGAAUUUUAUAGGAACAUUUUUGUAAAACUCUAUAUUUCAUCUAUUUUAUACAACAUCUAUAUUUCUGGUGUGUCCCCUUUCAAUAAAAGUCUGCUCAGUAUUCCAGCAGCACAGGGCUGGACACAGCUGGCUUGGAGGGAAAAGCUAUUUCUUUCUCGCAGUUCUCAAUCUGACGGCUCAUAAAAGCUCUCAUGCUAUUUUUAAAGCAGACAUAUCAUACCCACAGGUGACAUCGGAGCAAGAGGGCUUAAAGGAAGUAGCGGAGAGGGUACUCGAGGACCACCGGGACCACCUGGACAGCCAGGUACAGAAAAAAAAAACAACUAUCAGCAUUUUUCCAAAACAUAUUCACCCAAUUAGCCAUUUUGUGGAGUUACAGCUGUUUCAGCAACUGAACUAUGAUGUUUGAUGUCCGAGCUUUCAGGUCUGUGCUCAAGUGCUUUUUUAACAAAUACACAUCAAGGUUGUUUACAGUCAUACAUUUUUAAUUGAUAUAGGAGAGGACUCUGUUAGUGUUCAAUUUUCUUUGAGUAUACUUCCUGACAGUGGAUGGUGGGGUGAGGGAGAGGUGAGUACAAGUCACAGACACCGCUGUAUUUGUCAGUGAGAGCCACAGCAGCUUAUUAACUCAUCCCAUGCAGUGUGAAUAGAUGUAAUUAAUGAUCCAUCAUGUGCUAAUUUUAGUUCAUAGAGCUCAAGCUGUAAUCAUAUUCAAUGAAACCUUUCACUUUCUCUCUAGUAAUGAGGCAGAACGAGUACCAGCUGUGUUUUUGCUUAUUUAGUUCUUUUUUGUCCGUCGUUACCACCGCAGGAAUUCAGGGUCCUCGAGGUUUUGACGGAAUCGGUCAUCCAGGCAAUCAAGGGAUUCCAGGGAAACCAGGUCCACCAGGAGACCCAGGGAAACGAGGCAACCCAGGGCUCCCAGGUGUUUGUGAUAUUUCAAUGUGUUAUCAGACCUACAACCUCAGGGAACAUUACAGCAAAGGACCCAAUGUCUGA
Xyrichtys novacula (pearly razorfish) is the source of this 62360-nucleotide messenger RNA. The record is from the annotation of a GenBank genome assembly. NCBI's taxonomy places the organism in Eukaryota, Metazoa, Chordata, Actinopteri, Labriformes, Labridae.